This is a messenger RNA of Podarcis lilfordi (Lilford's wall lizard), 45970 nucleotides long. The record is from the annotation of a GenBank genome assembly. Lineage: Eukaryota; Metazoa; Chordata; Lepidosauria; Squamata; Lacertidae.
CCCAUUAGUUUGUAUGUGAAUUUAGGAGUUUUGCACAUGAAAUACCGGUAGGUGGAAUUUCUGAGAAAUCUAUAUUGAAGGCCUGCAUAUUCAGCCUUCUGCCUAGCAAACCUUGCUUCCAGAACCAAAUCUGCUCUUCACCCAUGCCUUCUUAAAUCAAAAUCAUUGACAACAUAUGAACCAUUGGUCCAUGUAGCUCAGUACUGUUUCUUAUUAAUAUAUCACACAAAAGAAAAAGAAAAAUAUCACAACUUAAUAUCACAACAUUGUUACAAGGUAUCUCUACUUUAUACUGUACUUUAAAAUGAAGCAGUUAAGUUUCAAAUAACACAUUACCCCCAGCAAACAACAGCUUAUAUCUUUAUUACAUCAUUACAAUGAAUAGCCUACCCUCCACUUCAUAAUAAAAAUAGUCCAUCAGUACUUUCUAUUAACUCCCGUAUUACCCAAGAUCUAUUUAACAAAGUGUUAGAGAUUGAAUCUGGAACCUCACUGGUUAAUUGCUGUGCUAGGACACCACACCAAAUCAGUAGGGCUCAUUUCUUAGUAAACACAUGUGUGAUUCAGUUGUUAAUGUUCUAUCAUCAAACUCUUUUUGAGACAUAUAUGAAUGAGUAUGGUGUUUUGUGAGUGUACUUCAAAUCACCAUACUGAACCAUUAUGUUUGGUACAAUUUAUGAAUUAAUGAGAUGAAAUAAUGAAUACUGAAGAAUGGUAGAAACACUAUGCCCUAUGCAGCCAUUUGAAGACUCAAAUAAUUAGAACUGUGGGAGAAGAGUUGGGCUGUGCUCACCUCUCACUGCACCUCCAUUGAUCAGACCACCCCACUCCACAUAUUGGGAGGAAAAGAUCUGAACUGAGCAGUCUGCUUUGCACAUGUAAGCCCACGGCUCCCUUCCUUUCUGUACAGCAAAGCUCUGCUCCUAAGACACAGGAAGCAAGUUGGCCCAGUUGGUUCCUGGAUCCUGGAUAUAGGAGCCCACUCCUAGGAGCCAAGAUCCCUUUGGAUCCCCCAAUAAAAUAUUUGAGGGGGCUGUUCCCCCAAAGUUGAUGGGCACUGGCAUUCAAAUGGUGUGUGGUCAAUUAUGCAGAGCAGGGCUUACCUGGGGUCUGCAAUAUUUUAUUCAAGUUGGCACCCAUAUCUCAUCCCUUGGUGCCUUUCAAUUUGGUAAUCUUUCAUAAUAAGGUGCCCUGCGCGAGGCCAAAAUCUGGCACCCCAAACGGAUCUUCUCCAUUUUGCACCCCACUCAGAGCAUGGCACACUGUGCGGGGGGGGGGGGGAACCAUCCGCACUACCCUAAAUCCUGAGCUGCUUUCAAGUCAAAGCAGUGUCCUGCCUGAUGUGGGGUGGGUAGGAACACUGUGCUUGAGUUUUGGCUGCAGUGCUAAAUCUUCAAUUGCUUUCGUUCAGACGUGCAAGUCCUUGCUUGACGCAGCAGUAGAUGAUGGGCUGAGAUAACCAGAGCAGAAUCAUUCCUGCCCUGGAGUCAAGUCUUUGCAGUAUGGAACGGUAUGGGCAAUUGCAGGAAGAGAUGGUCAGAGAUUAUGAAGUACUGUAUUUCCCAGGUUGGGGGUGACAGAAAGGUCACCAUUCCUGCGAGCCACUCGGAUGGGACCAAUGGUCCUUUCGCUGCACCUUUAUUAUUAUUUUUAAGUGACUUUUCCUGCUACAGCUGCAUACGUCCCCCCACCCCACUUUAUUAUGACCACCUCCUCGGCCUUAUUUCGUUCGUAAUGAACCGUAUCUCUCCCUUUCUUUUUCUUUUUUAGACUGAAAGAAAAGGGCGGGCAACAGCCGCCGCCAAGCACCGUGAGAGAGAGUGUGAGGGAAGGGAGGUGUGCGCUUCGCCGGCGUUGACUUCCAGCCCUCUCUCCCCGGCCCGCGUCAGCUUGCCCGGCUGGUUCACCUCCUUGCCCUGCCUGCGGCGUGGAGGGUGAAGCAGCCAGAAAAGGAGGCGGCGGCGGCGGGUUGAGAUUGUCCCCUGAAGGGACUCUGCGGAGGUUGGCGGGAGAGAGAGAGGGUUGCCUGAGGGAAAAGAGUGGGCGGGCGGCUGGGGCUGGAUCCAGGCAGGCAUGAGGCGGGAGAGAGAGAGGGCUCCUUAUGGGCGGGCGGGAGCGGGGAUGUUCCGCGGGGAGGGAGCGGCGGUUGGCGAGGGAGGGAGGGAGCUCCUCAGAAGGGCUGCUCUCUCUCUCUCCCCCACACAAUUCCCCUCAGGGAGACGGGGAGGGAGCGGGGCAGACACGCACCCGGAGCUCCGCCCGCCCAGGGAGGCAGGAGUUCCAGGAAGAGCCAGGGAGGCAGGCGGUUUCCCUCGCUUGCUUGCGCGCCCAGAGACUCCUCGCUCCCCACCUCGGAGGCUUGGCUCCUUCCUCAAGGCGGGGCGGCUUCUCGCGUCAGACCCCUUUCGGGGCGGGGAGGCGGCGAAAAAGAGGAGGAGGAGAAGCGUAGAAAAGAGCUGUGCCGCGUUGCGAGACAGACAGAGGGAGAGACGGAACGCGGCGGCUUCUCCUCACGGGAACAAAGAGGCGCGAAAGCGAAGGCUGAGGGGGAAGGGGGGGCGGGAAGAAGGAAGGAAGGCGGGCGGGCUCCUUUGCUUUCUUUCCCUUCUCUCUCUCCAACGGCCACCGCGGAGAUGGUGAGUUUAACGGGGGUAGGUGGGUGGGAAGGGGAGGGAGCGCCCCUUGUCCCCGGCGGUGCCGCGCUGCCUUCCCGGGGCCUGGGGGGCCGGGUUAAGACGCUCUCGAGAGACGGAGCCUUCCCUCCCUCCCUCCCUCCCUCCGCGCCUCCUCUCUCUUGUGAGGAGAGGGCUGUGUGCGAGUCCGCUGUUUGUCCACCUUUGGUAACGAGACACCGCCGCCAGUUAAAUCUCCAUAGAGACCGUACUCGCCCUCCAGCGGUCUCCCGGUUAUGGUUAUGGGAAGCCGGUGCCUUGUGUGUGGUUUUUAAUGCAUGUUUUCCCAAGACCAGCGAGAGCCUUUACACACUCCCCCCCACCUCUUUCCCCCCCCUUCUUUUUUUUGCGUUUGUGUGUUUGUAGAUGGGCUUCUCCGCCUGCCUUGUGUGUCGAGGUGUUGCGUCUCCUAUAACGUAUCCUAUGCACGUACUGGAAGCCAUAAUGUUUAAUUUACAGCUCUUCGGAUCUCAAAAGGAAGGCGCUCUGUCUGUCAAGUUCGGCUUGGUUAUUAUUUCUUUCUGCCUUACAAAAUCCUUUUCCUUGUGCGCCUUGGGAACAAGCUAUUUGGGCUUUCUCCUCGUGUCUUUUUAAUCUGCCCCUGAAGUGAACUUUUAAGGAAGUCUCACGUUCAUAAUCAAACCUCCUAGUAGGCGUCUUCUUGAUUUCUGUCUGUUUGCUAUGCCUUACAAUUAUCCUAUAUUAGUAGCUUCCUGCUACUUGCUGUUUACUCAAAUCUUCUUAAGCAUGCUUAUUCCCAAAUCUCUACCUAUGAAAAUGCUUAUGUAAUAAUAAGCCAGUGUAAUAGUCAUUAAUUGUUUGUUUCUUAAAAGGGUAGUCUUGCUUAUGAGAAUAAUUUUCUUCUUCAUUUUUCACCAGACUGCUGCAAAAACUAAAUUAUUUAAAUACAGUACUUAGUUUGCUCUUCUUGUUGGAUUUUUGAUAGCUGCUGUAGUUGGAUGCAUGGCCAAUGUAUGGCUGACAAAUACAUGCAGCACUCCAUUUGAUGUAGUUAUUCCCCCUUUUUUCCCCUAAGCAGUUUCAAAGUUUGAUGACAAUGGGUGUUUUCAAGAACUUGAGAUCUUAAAAGAUCCUGCUGGCUGUGAUCCAAAGAGCUACUUUAGAUGCACCCAAUGAGACUUUUGAUUUUUAAUACCAGACACUCAAUCAUACUGCAAUCUGUUUUUAAAAGUUCCCUAAUUUUCAAGAGUGAUUUGCUGGGGAUGGGGUUCAGUUUGUGAAACACAAGCCUUAGAAACUUAAGGACAUGUGAACUAGUUGCACCAUUUUCUGGCCCUGUCCUUUGUGUCUUUUUACUGUGACAUUUGGAUUUUAACAUAUAAUUGUGAUCUGAUAGUAACAUUUAUAAAAAUAAUAAUAAUUGGACCCUUUUUGUUUUUGUCUAAACUUUGGUUAUCAAGGUAUUUACUUCAAAGACAUAUCUCCUAAUUAAGUUAGAUUACAACCAGUGCUAAAGUUAAAGCUAUGUAGUUUUUAAUGUAUCUAUAGGUUUCUUGUAUAUAUUUGAUCUAUCAAGGAAAGAAAAAUGUGUAGAAUGAAUGAAGUAGCAUGAAAAUGUGCAGAGGGUUAAAGAAUUAUUGCAAUAGUGUAUACAUUGGACUACACAUGUUGUGGAACAAAGGUACCAAGUUUAGUGAUACUCAGAUAUUGGUUGUUAUUACAGUGGUACCUCAGGUUACAUACGCUUCAGGUUACAUACGCUUCAGGUUACAGACUCUGCUAACCCAGAAAUAAUACCUCGGGAUAAGGACUUUGCUGCAGGAUGAGAACAGAAAUCACGCAGCAGCAGUAGGAGGCCCUAUUAGCUAAAGUGGUGCUUCAGGUUAAGAACAAUUUCAGGUUAAGAACGGACCUCUGGAACGAAUUAAGUAUGUAACCAGAGGUACCACUGUAUUAUUGAAUUUCACCACUGACAGGCAAUAAACAGAGCAAUUUGUCCCGGUGAUCAGUACACUUCAGUUAAGUAGUUCACUAAUAAGAUUGUCUCUUUAGAUAAGGGAUGAGGAACCCAGUCUCCAGAUACUGUUAGACUCCAGCUACCCUUGCCAAUGGUCAGGAUGACAGGAGUUGUACCCCAGCAACACCUGGAGGGUUACAGGUUUCCCACUCCUGCUUUAGACUCACGUGUGGAAAACAAUAUAUUUCAUUGUUAUAGAAACUAAUUUGGUGAGACCAGCUAAUAUUUAAAAACCAGCCUUCUAUUCCUGACCCAUGUGUUUCUUAACAUAUCAAACAAAUACUUCUAAGUGACCCUUGUUUAGAGAAAUGUUUCAUGGUUUUUAAUGUUACCGGUUUGUAAGAACACACGCUCGAAGCAAGAUUUCUGGUAUUGAAACAUCCUUCCUCCAUUUCCCAUUAUUAUUAAUAUUUGUUCUUUUUCUUUCUUUGCAAACAAUUUCAGAGAGAAGAGUGAAGAGGCAUGGAUAUAACAUGAGUUCCCUAACAUGUUCAGAAAGGAUAUGAAUUUUGCAAAAGCUUAUUCCUUGGUGAACUAGAUAAAAGAUGGAUGAGUCAGCCUUACUGGAUUUGUUGGAGUGUCCUGUCUGCUUAGAACGCCUUGAUGCUUCUGCAAAAGUAUUGCCUUGUCAACAUACAUUUUGUAAGCGGUGUCUGUUGGGCAUUGUGAGCUCCAGAAAUGAGCUUCGAUGUCCAGAAUGCAGGACGUUAGUAGACUGCAGUGUUGAUGAACUUCCCAGUAAUAUUUUGCUGGUUCGACUACUGGAUGGCAUCAAGCAGAGGCCCCGGAAACCUGGUGGUGUGGUGAGUUGCACAAAUUCAUUAAGGGUCCAGACUAGCACUGUUGCUAACUGCAUUCCAAAAGACCUGCAGAGUUCUCAAAGUAACCAGCAGCAGAGAGUACAAGCACGGAGUCCUCCUGUUAGGGUAAGUGUCCAAUAUGUAAUACAUGCAAGAGACACACAUAUUCAUUUUGGUGAUAGCUGUUGAUUUGCUUUAACAAUAAACGAUAAUUAGGGACCCCAAGGGUCAUCCAGUCCAACCCCCUGCAGUGUAGGAAUCUCAACAUAAGACUCAUAGAAAUGUGAUGAGUCAACAGAAGAUCAUGCAAAUGGCUUAGUUGGAAAACCCAGCCUAUUAGUCCAUUUCUCACUGUAGCUGAAGAAGAUGAAGAGACGGAAUUUUUUAUACCACUGGAAUCUUUCUCCUGCCUAUUAUCUCUCAUGUCUGCCUUCUACCACCAAACAAAUGAGAAAGUACUUUGUCCCUUGAGAGUGCUUUUACAGUCUUCUAGAAUUAUUAAAUGUGAAUGACUAUAAUUAAUGCUGUUAUUAGUGACAGAUAUGGACUAGAAACCUCUCUGGAAACCUUCCAGACUUGUAAUUUGUGAGUGUGUGUGUGUGAGAGAGAGAGAGAGGGAGGGAGAAAGUGAACAAACUUAUUUUUAGGCUAUAGUCCUAAACUUGAUUUCAUCUGUUGAACAGGGUUAAGAAUAAGAUUGAAUUGAAAGUGUAAAAUUUGCAUACUAAUUACAUCUGACAUCAAUUCCUAAUACUAUACUUUGUUGAUUAGUUAUGAUCAAGAUUCUGCAGUUUUUGUCCGAUCUUUCUGACUAGUCCAGAAAUUGAAGUUGAUGGGUUUCUUCCACCUCCCCAUUCCUUGUUUAUUUGACCUGUGUAGCUGAGACACUUCAGGUGUAUCUGCUGAGCAGUGCUAAGGAAAGGCCUCACCAUCCUGCAGAAAGGAGAGGUGGGGUGUAUGUCAGCUUGCGCAUUGCUCAGAGGAAGCACUGCACUGUCUCUGCUGAGCUGCCUAGUUUCUUCUGAAGGAGGAAAGGGUUGAUGGUAGGCUUGCAAUUUUGGCCCUACAAAGUUAAAGUUCUCCAGGUGUCUUGACCAAACAGUAUCCAAACAACCCCUAGCCUUCCUCCUGAUGCCGGAGCUGGGGAGGAGAAGAGAUAAUUGUGCAACCAACUUCUUCAGUUUCAAAACUGAGAGGAAAGGUAGCUGCUGACCCUCCUUACAAGAGGCUGGUGACAAAUUUGCAAAAACAUUGGAAAUUGAUUGUGAUCAAUAUGAUGUCUUAGAAGCUCCUUUUAUAAAGGGUUGUCUACAUUUUCCCAUUGAAGGCUUUCAAGUUUUCAGUUAUUUACAAUCUGAGUUAUGAGUGUUUGCUGCUUCAUGUUCUCUGGUAAUAAUUUUCUGGAUUUAGAGGUUUUUAGAAUCUUCCCUAGUGUUGCCAAAUGAAGUUGUAAGCAUUUUUAAAGGCAUCUGUCUUUUCACUUGUUUUCUUGGUAUUUAUUUAUGUUGUUGAAUGUGUUAGCUACCAACCUUAGGAGUUGGAUUUAUUACAAUUCAACCUUGAACCUGUAAUUGGAAAUACAAUUUUAUAAGAUGAUUCACCUAAUUUUGCUUUAGCCCAGUGGCAGGUCAGAUCAGAUUUUCUAAAAGUCUUUAUUUCUUAUCCAGUGAUGCUUGCACAUAGAGAGCCUCUGGGUAUGGUUUGCAUUCGUUGUGCAGUGAUUAAGUGCUUCAUCAGUUCUGAAGAAUGCAUUGUAUUUAGACAGAGUAAUAGUUCAAGUAGUGCAGGGAGAGAACAGAGGCCUUAAGGCAUCUAAGCGUUUAAAGUAUUUUUCAUUUUGUUACUUGACUUUAUGAUAUUCAGAACAAACAUGAGAAUAUCCUUUAGCCAAAUUACUAGUUGAGAUGGACUCCCUAUAGAUAUGCAACCAAUUGCUGAUAGAGGGGUGUGGUCUUCUAUGAUCUAUAAGUGCAGAUACCUUUUAUCUAUUUCACAAUAAUAGAAUAUGCCAGACCAAAGCUGGUACUUAUGUACUGUUCUGAAAUCCCCUUUUCAUUGUACUUUUCACUACAUUUGAUAUUUUGUGGGGGGUGGGGGUGAGAAUUUGCCUUUUCUAAAAACAUGUGAACUUACCAGCCAAGUUCAGAAAUUGCGGAUAAAUCAAGUGGAAGGUUCUUAUCUGCUCUCUUUGUUUGAGUCUUUUAAACAUAUAGACAUGUGUGCACACAUUUUCAGGCUUGUCUCCACAAGUAUGAAGGCUAACAUAAUUUAUCUUUUUUCAAAAGUGAGAUUGAAUUUUAACAGGCACAUUGCUCCCAAGACAUCUAUGCACACACAGUGUGCUAUUUCUUUGAGCCUUAUCCUAAUCAUACAUGUGAUAUGCCAGCACACAGUGUGCUUUCAUAACAUUUUGUAGGUUUCCUGAAGUUUUAAUCCGUUUUUCUAAAAUGUUUUUCUGAUUUCACUCAUUGGCUACAAACAAUGACAGGCAGGAGCAUCUAGGAUGGUUCAUUUAAUGGAAAUUGCUUAGAAGGGUAUGUUUUAAGCAAUUUCUUUUGUUUUAUAACCUUGUUUCUAGGAGUAGAGACCUUUUUUUAAAAAAAGGAAACUCAGCGAGCCUGUGGUUCAAUUGAAGGUUUUUGUUAGUUUUUGCAGUUGUCAUGGUGCCUGUGGCCAUCAUGUUGGUGACUCCUGAAUUAGGACUGCAAGAAAAAGUAGCAACAUAUUAACAAAUGAACAGAUUGAGAUUAUUUAACAAUGUGUCUGUCCUUGGUAGCCAACACACGGUUUCCUAGCCAGCUUCAAGCCGCCAGCUCCCCCCCCCCCAAAAAAGGUUUCUCAUGCAGAACAGAUUGGAGGGGUCACCCCACACUUGACUGGAUGGGGGCACAGAAGACACUCUGUCUCUGCAACUGGCAUGGGGUGAAGCUGAUCCCUUAUCACAGUGUCAUGAAUUCAACUUUAAUAGGGGUAGGACACCUUUUGAAAUGGUGGGAGGUUUCUUGCACCUUCCGUGUGCUGUACCACCCAGUAUGGCAUGAGUGAAUCACCCUACUCAUCAAGAGGACUAGGAGAAGAAGGGAAUAAAUAUCUUAUCUUGUACUAGGCUAUAACAUCUCUGGUUAUUUCUGAAUGCUUCUAAAACAUGGCACAAAGAGAGAGUGAUUCCCUUCCUUAGGGUAGGGCAGACUUGUUCACUUACCUCACACUGGCUCUUAAAAGCACUUAAAGCCAUGCUAGAUUUUUUUGCUGAGCAUGUCCUAGUCUCUUGUGAGAUGGGCCAAGUCUUUCUUUGUUCCUCAACUCUUUGUAUGUUCAGAAGGGCUGUAACUCAGCAGAACUCAUGGCUUGCAUGCAGAAGGUUCCUGAUUCAAUUCCUGGCGUCAGAUAGAACUAGGAAAGGCGCUUGGUUUAAAUCUUGUGGAGCCAGUCAUUGUAGACAAUACUCAGCUAGAUGGACCAUGGUCUAAUGUGGCAUAAAGGCAGCUUCCUAUAUUCCUUUGACUAUGGGAGGGUCAUGAUCUGUCUGCUGAAAGCAAGAGACCCUUCCACCCUCAAAGUUCAAGGAAAUGAUAUAUUUUUGUUGACAAAUGGAUACCACUGGGAAGCUAUUUCUCUCUCCUGAUGAUGAGCUGGAAAGCAUGUAUCUCCCAUCCCUACCUGGAGACUGAAUCUGGGACCUUCUGCUUACAGAGCAGAUGCUCUACCACUGAUCUAUUACACUUCCACCAUAGCUCACUGUCAACCACUUUGACCCUCCAAACACUGGGUGUUAGAAUUUCAGUAGUCUUUUUCACUGGGCAUAAGAUUUCUGAGACUUUGGAAAUCAGCUACAGGGAAAACUAGUGACAGCUGCUGUUAUGUUGAAUUAAAUGAAUUUAGAUGAGUGCUAUUGAAUCAUACAAUCUGCUUUAUACUCUAAGGAAAUACUAAACCAUUAAGUGCCCUUUUUAGAAUAUGUUGUGACUUCUUUUUAUGAUUUAUUAACGUCUUGUGAUAGAAUUUGUGGCUUUUCAAAUUGUGCUAUGUGGCUUUGUGGUAAUCUUUUAACUUUGUUGUAAUGGGUUCUGUAUUUGAAUUUUUGUGUAUUGGCAUCCAUAACCACUGAAAAGCCACAUAAUGCAGAGUAGCUUUGUUUGUUGCUUCUCUCAUUAACUGCAGUUACAGAUUCAGUCUUGUUGAAAUGUUUGACAGCAGUAUAUAAACCUUAAUGAUCUUGUUUUGUGGGAGAAAAACUGUACUAAUUGGAUCAAUGUAUUCAAUAAUCUACCUAGAUUUUUAAAAUUGGAAUUUUAGCUUUAUGUACAUAUCUUAGCUAGAUAUAUAUAUCUCCCUGGUUCUUGAACCCUCUGUGUGCUCCAGUGCAUCCUUGAUGCUGCUACAACAUCAAGAUGUUCUACACUGCCUUUACAUAAUGUAUCAUAUAUAACUGUUCUCAACAUCCAAUUCUGUGAAGAAGUUUGAGCAGGAGCUUUGUAUGAUUGUGGAAGGUCCUGCAGAUGUCAAGGACCCAUGAGUGGACUGAUAAGCUUUUUAUGGAAGAUAUUUUACCAUUUUUUUCUGCCUGAGUCCAUUAUUUAUGUAGUCUAAAUACAUAGAUUUUAGUACAGUGGUACCUCGGGAUGUGAACGGGAUCCGUUCCGAAGCCCCGUUCGCAUCCUGAAUAGAACGUAAGACACGUCUGCACGGGUCGUGUUUUGCUGCUUCCGCGCAGGCGCGUGACGUCAUUUUGACCGUCUGCGCAUGCACAAGCAGCGAAAUCCGGACGUAAUGCGCUCCGUUACUUCCGGGUCGCUGCGGAGCGCAACCCGAAAAUACUUAUCCUGAAGCAUAUUUAUCCCGAGGUAGGAAUGGAUGAGUUUUUUAAAAAGCUGUAAUUUUAAAAAGCUGUAAGUUCUGAUUAGCUUUUACUUAAUAUUAUCCAUCAGAAACCAACUUAUGUGCGAGUAAACCUCUGAACUCAGUGGGAUUUACUUCAGUGUAAACAUGUAUAAGAUUGUGCAAAUAGAAUACAAUCCUAAAACUAAACCUCUUUUUAAACCUAAAAAAGAUGGCAACUUGAAAAGAACUGAUAUCUUGCUGAAGUAUUAGUAAUGUUCAUUAAAAAAAGCUGUGAUUUAUUUCUUAACUGGAAUGGUUGACUAGAAAUACUAUAAUGGGAUUGAUUUGAAAUAGGUUUUCACUAUGUUAUCAAUAGUUUCUAUACUGCAGGCUAAACAGCAUUUUCUCAGUGCUGUGGAACACCCAUGAAUGACAUAAUGAUCAUGAAACCUUCUAUUGUAGUUUAGACUUAGAGCUUCAGGGCUUAAUUUGAGCUGAGACUGCCAAAAGACUACUUCUUUCUCUUUGUGUAGAGACUCAUCUGUGCUCUUUUUGCUUUUCUAAGCCAAUGAAGAGAUAGGCCACAGGAAACAGAAUAAUGGCUGUUUGGGGGAGAUUAGUAUAUCAGUCUUUAACAUGGUUGACCUGAAAACAUAUCAUACCAAUUUUUACAAAAUAAAGCCUACAGUCCUAAGAAUACUUAUCAGAGAAUAAACCCUAUUGAACGCAGUGGAAUUCUUGAGAACACCGGGUUUUGCUAUAGGUGUAUUUAGAGUCACAUCUGUGUGUUUUAUACAGCUUUCCAGGGAAGAUUAAUACAGAGUAAAGUAGCAUCUGACCCUGGAAUCAGGAUGAAACAAUAGUUAGCCAAGGGAAACAAUAGUUGCUAAUUUAUACAGUAUCCUAAGUUAGUAACUAUUGUUUUCCUUGGGCUUGCAAAAAGCUUGAGUAGUUUACUAGUCAGACAGAAGCAGAAAGGAGGCUAUUGUAAUCUACUAGGAAAUAUAUGUUGCCAUAUUCAUUACUGGAAAUGCAGGUAUUCUCUUACUGUAUAAAGUAGAGAGAAUCUUUUUGUGCGAGUUCUCUAAUUCCAAACAUGAAAAGUUUUAAGCUGAUUGCAUCUUGCUGAAGUACUUAGAGUACUGAAACAGUUUCCUGGAGCUUAAUAUGUUCUUUUCAAGGAAAUAAACUUUGUUCUGUUCUCUUGGUUUCUUCCAGGUGAGCUCAUUCUAGUGAGGAUAUAUAUGAGACACUCCCUGCACAUUCUGUUUCACAUAGUUCCUUAAAGCAAGCUUUUAAAUAAUACUUGUAUAGCAGCAGCAGCUUUUUUAAGGAUAGUAGCAAAAUUUAUAAUUUUGUGAAGCAUGAAUGAGAUAUACAGCUCUUUUGAAGACCUCUUUAAACAGUGAAUACUACUUUUAAAAGGAUUAGUCACUUACUCGAAUAAAAGAAGACUGAUAAUCUUGCAUGAGGUUUUAUUAGUAGAGUAUUGUACUAAAGUGUUUUUAUUUACAGCUGUCUAGUCCUCUCAACUUUUCAAGCAGUUUUAGAAAAACACAUUGAAUAAAAGUUGGGUAAAGUGUAGUUGGUUGUAUUUGGAAAAGCCAGAGCAUGAUGGAAUCAAAAAUAAUCUGUAAAAUGCUUGUUUUUAAAUUUUUGCUCAAGAAAUACUAAGUUUAGCCCAUUUUAAUAUUGUUGCCCACAUCAAGUAUGAGAUGUUACCAGUAAGGCCAGUUUUUGAAUGUGCAGUAUUUAAUUAUGUUACCAACAGGAACAGAUAUUGCAAGUUAAGUUGAAACCAGAUUUGAUAAUACUGUAUUUUAAUUGGGACACUCUCUGUAGCAAUGCAGGGACGCGGGUGGCGCUGUGGGUAAAACCUCAGUGCCUAGGACUUGCCGAUCGUAUGGUCGGCGGUUCGAAUCCCCGCGGCGGGGUGAUCUCCCGUCUUUCGGUCCCAGCUCCUGCCUACCUAGCAGUUCAAAAGCACCCCUAAGUGCAAGUAGAUAAAUAGGUACCGCUUUAUAGCGGGAAGGUAAACGGCGUUUCCGUGUGCUGCGCUGGUGCUGGCUCGCCAGAGCAGCUUCGUCACGCUGGCCACGUGGCCCGGAAGUGUCUCUGGACAGCGCUGGCCCCCGGCCUCUUAAGUGAGAUGGGCGCACAACCCUAGAGUCGGACACGACUGGCCCGUACGGGCAGGGGUACCUUUACCUUUACCUGUAGCAAUGCCACAAUAGCAUUGGCUUCUCUUUGAGUCCAUGUCUGAACAGUAUAGAUUCUAUUUAUUCUGUAUCUUGUCAUUACCAGGAAAAUGAGAUUUAAAAUGCAUUCAGGUGAUGUGCUCCUGCCAAAAAGCAUAGCCUGCAAAAACGUUUAGAGAAGACAAUAAUACGUAAGCAGCAUCUUCACCUUAUAAGGUCCUGUGGGCAGGGGGCAAGGCAAGUGGAGAAGCUCCCCCCCCCCCGUUCAUUCUGGUAGUCUCUCACCUAUAGCAGUACCUGCUAGGGAGCAGCUCUUCCUCAUAAGGAUUCCAGGCUGGUGUAAAGCUUGCCCAACAUACUCUGCGCUGUGGCCAUAAUGCAUUUGGUAGUCUUUAAGACAAAGCUCCUUUAUUUUGUGUAGGAGCAUGAGCCUGUUCUAAUUUCUUUAUAAAUUGGCAACAAAUCUCUUUGCUCUCCAGAGAAUUAGAAGGAAGAGCGUGUCUAAUGCAUAUUUAAAUUUAAACAAGUAAAAUGAAUUGAAAGUAGGUUUCUAGAUUUUUAUAUAUUUAUAUACUUUUAUUGUAUAAGCACUGCACAAGUAAUUAAUAUUUACUUAAACCUUUGGAAAUUGUAACUCCUAUAGUGGGAAGUUUAGAUAAAUGACUUGCUUUGUCUAGCUAGACCAGGCAUCCCCAAACUCAGCCCUCCAGCUGUUUUGGGAUUACAAUUCCCAUCAUACCAGACCACUGGUCCUGUUAGCUAGGGAUGAUGCGAGUUGUAGUCCCAAAACAUCUAGAGGGCCAAGUUUGGGAAUGGCUGAGCUAGACAGACCAUUUCAAAGAUCUAGGCUCUAUUUGGUCAUUCAAGUACUGGGUGUCUUCAGUAUUUCUUAUCUGCUACGUUUCUAAACUUCAGUCCAUGGUUGUCAUUACAGUUUUGUUGUUGUUUUUUCUUUAUAAAAAAAAGGACAGUUAUGUUAUCUGGUUUGAGGAAAGGGGUAUUAUGAAAACACUAGUGUGGUUCAGAAAAGCAGUAACUUCACUUCCUGAUAAUUGAAUAAUCACUCCAUACACUUCAAUGCUUUUCAGCUAACUCUGGGACCUGCCUGUUCAAUAAUAUGCUACUAAAGACUCAUGGCUGGUGCAUACUGAGUAUGAUUUUCUGAGAUGCUGGGAUUUUCUGGGCCUAGUACAAUAUGUGUAUUGGGCCCUCUCUACCAUUCACAAAAGAGGUACAAAUUUGCAUAAAAUUUGCCUGUGCCUUGGGUGAUUUGCAAAUUUAUAUAUUCUUUUGCAGAUGAAGUAGAAAGUACAAAAACAAAUCUCCCAAUUAAUCACACACAAGUAAGUUGUUUGAUAGACAGAAUGUUAGGAGGUGAAGCUUUUUCCAUAAUUGUAUUUCUAUAUUAGAAAAUGCUCAAAUUUAUUUCUCCCUGUCACAGAGCUGCUAAAAGUCAAGAUCCCUGAUCUUUCUCCAGUCCAACCCUAAACCAUUCAAAGAACUCCAAGUUUCAUAAGUUGUAAGCCAGUUAUAUUACUUAAGCUGUUUCAUAAAUUGAUCUUAGACUGGCAAUUCUUCAUUCAGUGAAAGAGGCAUUGUAUUUUACAUUGCUUCUACAAUCAACAGCCCCCUUUAAAAAAGUAAAAAUAAAAAAAUCUACCAAGGAACUGGAAUGCAACUGGACAACACAGGGCUACUUUGUGGAGGUGAUGUGACCCACUUUCUCAAACACAAUACUUCCCCACUGCAAUAUGGAUAUACUAGUGGUGGCUUUUAUUUGCACGUACAUUAACAGAACAUUUUUUUAAAAAGUUUACAUACACAUAACAACAAUUCCUUGUGCGUUCAAAGCAUGUGAGACUGUGCACAUGUGCAUCACUGCGAACUGUUGUUCAGCUUCUGCAUCCCUGUUACUUUCUUUUGACUGCAUAUCUUCAUGCACUGAUGACAGAAAAUUAAAUAGUGACGGCAAAGAUGAGAAGGUACAUUCAGGACAUAAUUGAUUCAUGCAGCCAGGCAGAUUGUUACAGAAUUUUUUUUUAGAUACUGUAAAGAUUGCUGUUUUAAAGAUGUCUCUGUAGACAUUUAUAGCAUUUAACUUAAUAAAGUUUUUAAAAAAUUCCAUGGAGGAAAUAGCUCUAUAGCAAGUCUUUAGCUUUAUCUGCUGUCCAUUCCUUAACUUGUAACUGUCUGGAAAAUGAAAUCAGACUUUAGUAGGAAAAAAACAUAUAAAUUAACCAUAACUUCAAGCUGCACAGGCAAAGAAAUCCAUUGUCUGUAUACCCUUUUUUGUGUGCAUUGUAUGUAAUUCAAUAAUUUACCAAACCAUUUGUGUGCCAAUAAAAUUGCCAUUAAGAGCUAACUUAAAUUCUCUUUUGUUGGAUAUGAAAAGAUUUUUUUACAGAGCCUCUUAUAGUUUUUCAGAAAUAUUAUAGUCAUGAAUGAGCAGGUUGUUAAAUUAAAUAUUCCCUUUACAUGAUAGUGUUAAUUGUUUAAUUUGGAUUAUGAUGAAGCCUAAUAGAUUUUGCUUGCAGGUGGAACAGCAACAUUUGGGCUAAUUAAGAAACAUUUUUUACCAUAUUGACUAUCACACAUUAUCUUUUCAUUACAAAAUUUUGCAUUCUGGCAUCUCCCAAGGCAGCAGGUUUUCUCCAAAGUCUAAAACCCUAAGGGAGCUGCCUUAACCAACAGCUUUAGUUGUUAUAGACUACAUACGAGUUUAUAUUUAAAACAGCUUAAUCAAAAAGCUCUGUAAUACAUAAUAAAACUCAAUAAAAUAUAUAACAUUUGCAAAACUAUUAAAACAAGUAUACAUUAAAAUAUUUAGCCUUAAAACACAGAUAAAAUUAGUAAAACUUUUAAAACAAGUAUAAGUAUCUAUUAAUUGGUAUGGGGUUAUAUUCUCUAGGUUUGGCUUUUCUCCCUUCCAUUAGUAGACAGAAAUUGUUGGAUACCAUCUCUUGUGUAUAUAUAGAAUUGAUUCUGUACAUGUGGUACCUUAAGAAACACCUGUAAGUGCUGUUUAGAAGUUUUCACAAGUGUAUUAGCAAAAUACAGAGUAGUUUUCCUAGUUGGGUAAGUCAAAUACUGACUAGUUGGUAUUCUUGCCCCACCCUGCAGAUACUGCAGGCAGCAGUGUAUGACAUCUAACACUAGUACAUAUUUGUCCUUGAUUGUCUUGCCAGAAGAAGAUGAAACCUCAUUUGCUUGUACAGUGAUACCCACUUCCUGAAAAGUAGAAAAAUGCAGCAGGAAAAAAUAAGGCAAUAAUUAGUUGAAUUGUGUUUCAAAAGGAUGAAUGGCAUUCCAAAAGGAAACAAAGUAGGUGGAGGUGCAAAGGUCAUUUCAACUCUGGACAGUAGCAGUUAUUGUCUGUAGAAUAGUAAAGGCCAGUGAGAAAAAAAUUGCUUGUAUUCUUAAAAAAGAAAAAAGAAAAAAGAAAAAAGGUACUUUCUUGUCACUUAAUAAAUUUCCCUUAACAAAAACUACUCAAGUCACUUCUAAAUUUAAAAAGGGAAUGCAUACAAUUUCUAUCUUUAAAGCCAUGUAAUGGGUGGUUUUGAAAUGUAAACCAAGCUUUUAUAUCAAGUGAUCAGAAGAAGCUAUAAUUUGUUGCAUAUUUCAUCUUUAUAACUAAUGGCAGCUCAGUUAAAUUUGCCAAUGGAGACUUGAUUUCCCAUUCACUGAUCUUUCAAACGUUAAUGUGCAGGCAGUAUGUAAUAUUUGUUUUCAGUACCAGAACUCAACUGAGCUCAGAAUCCUUCCACAACCUGCCCUCUCAGGUUAUUACAUUAUAAUUGAGAUGUGUGCAUGUCAUUUUGCAGGAAGUUAGAAGUUCUUGCUAAUCAUAAAUGGGAGUCAUAAAUCUUUGCUGAAUCUACUUAGAGAGAUCUUUAAGUAGAUCCUGAUCUACUUCUUCUCACGUCUGAUUUAAAGCUUUCUCAUAGCAGCAUAUCUCGCUGCAUACCCAGAAGAAUUUAGAUCAGAGCUGGAGCACACAACCUGCAAGUCACAUGUGGCCCACACAAGCUCUUUUUGGUAGCCCUCAGCGACAUUCAAGAAAAAAUCAUAUUAAAGCCUUAAAUAUUUAUUCUUUGUGUCAUGUGUUGUUAAUGAAAUCACAUACAUCUGUUUGUGUAUUAAAUUUGUUUAAAAAUUAAAUCUAUUAGGUCUAUUUAUUCUGUAUUUAAUUUUAUAUAUAUGUAAAACAACUAUAGGGACGCGGGUGGCGAUGUGGUCUAAACCACAGAGCCCAGGGCUUGCCGAUCAAAAGGUUGGUGGUUCGAAUCCCCGCAACGGGGUGAGCGCUCAUUGUUCGGUCCCAGCUCCUACCCACCUAGCAGUUCGAAAGCACGUCAAAGUGCAAGUAGAUAAAUAGGUACUGCUCUGGCGGGAAGGUAAACGGCGUUUCCGUGCGCUGCUCUGGUUCGCCAGAAGCGGCUUAGUCAUGCUGGCCACAUGACCUGGAAGCUGUCUGCAGACCAACGCUGGCUCCUUCGGCCUAUAGAGCAAGAUGAGCACCGCAACCCCAGAGUCGUCCGCGACUGGACCUAACAGUCAGGGGUCCCUUUACCUUUACAAUUAACUAUGUUGUGUAUACAGUGGUGCCCCGCAAGACGAAUGCCUCGCAAGACGGAAAAACCGCUAGACGAAAGGGUUUUCCGUUUUGAAGUUGCUUCGCAGGACGAAUUCCCCUAUGGGCUUGCUUCGCAAGACGAAAAUACCUUGCGAGUCUUGAGAUUUUUUCGCUUUUCCCCCUUUAUCUAAUCUGCUAAGCCUUUAAUAGCCUUUAAUAGCCUUUUAGCAGCUAAUCCCUAAGCCUUUAAGCCUUUAAUAGCCGCUAAACAGCUGAUAGCGCUAAUAGCGCUAAUCCGUCAAUGGGCUUGCUUCGCAAGACGAAAAAACCGCUAGACGAAGACUCUUGCGGAACGGAUUAAUUUCGUCUUGCGAGGCACCACUGUAUUAAAUAAUACUGAAUAUAUUACAAGCACUUUAAUUUACGAUACAGAAAUUUAAUUCAAUGUGUGGCCCAUGGAUUCUGUGUCGAAGUACUCUUGCCGCCCACUUGGUAUGAAAAUUGGACCGUCCAUCUCUGCAUAUAGCAGUUCCUCUACCAGAUCAUUUUUUAGACUUGAAGAGCUUUAAAAAAAGUGUGUAGACUCUGAUGAAGGUGACAAAUGUUUUUCAAGUAUGUACAAAACCAUUGUGUGCACCACUUGCUUUACUGUGGCUAAUACAGACAUAGGCAAACUCGGCCCUCCAGAUGUUUUGGGACUCCUAUCAUCCCUAGCUAACAGGACCAGUGGUCAGGGAUGAUGGGAAUUGUAGUCUCAAAGCAUCUGGAGGCCUGGGUUUGCCUAUGCCUGGGCUAAUAUCAUUAAAGUUGCACAACGUAUUGGGAGUAUUCUAUAAGAUUGAGAGAAAGGCAGUAGAAUCUCCCCAAACUCAGUCUGAGCCUCAGAGAUGCUCAACAUAACAAGGAUGAACAUCAACCAACUUCGGUGAAUUUUUAUUUGAGUGUUGUGCUGCUGCUGUUUAGUUUUUUAGGGUAUUAUUAUUUUAAUAUUGCUGUAACCUUGUAACUUUUUAUUGGCUGUAGGUUUUAGUGUUAUAAGGUGCCUUAGAUAUUUUUUAAAAGCCAAAGCAUGCUGAAAAUAUUCUUUUUCUGCCAGCAAUAUAUAUUUCUUUCAUUGAACUUUAAUGUUUUCUUCCUAAAGCUAUGAUAAAUUGACAAGUUCAUAUUCUGUUUGUUUCAACAUCUGGAUGCCACAUUGUAUCCACUUUUUGCCAGCAACACUCACAAACAUAUGGAGGAAACUAGUAACUUCACAAUGGUAGAAGAGGCUAUGGAACUUCUGGCUGCCUUUUCCUUUGCAUCAUUUACAGGGGAAAUUUAAUUAGCUCUUAAACUUUUAGAUUUUUUUUGUUUACAGUUUGACUGAAUAACACAACUCCUCUUGGGAAUAGCAAAGUUUAUGAAUUAACAAAAACAUCAAGGAAAAUGCAAAACAAGGUUUGCUUGAAUACAUGCAUAAAAUAAUUUGGUAACAAAUAUAUACCAGUACUUUAAAACGAAGCCCUAUGCAUAUAUCUGAGUAAAGUGAUACUUACUCUUGGGUAAAUGUGUAUAGGAUUGCAGUAAAAUACUUAUGAAGAGAAUCUGGGUUAUUUUUCAUUUCAAAAGAAAAAAAGCAAAGGUAGUUGUUUGUGUCCGUAAGAAAAAUACCCCCUCCAUAAUCCACAGUUGGGUGAUAUGCUUGUUUGGACCAACCAAAGUGUUACAAAAUAAUGCAAUCUGGAACUCUUAAUCAUGCAGGAAAAACAAGAGUAUUAGGUUUAAUGUUGUAGCUAUGAUGUCGUCUUGCAGUUUUAAUUGAGUUGAGAGCUUAACCAUAGACAAUGUUUCCCAAAUCUGGAACAUUAUACCAGUUUCUAGAUUGAGGUAGGUAACAAUGUUGGUCUGAUGCAGUCGAAAUAAAUUUAAAAAUUACAAAAAUUGUCCAGUAGCACCUUAGAGACUUAGUUGGUCUCUAAGGUGCUACUGGACUAUUAUUUUUUAUUUUAUUAUACCAGUUUGUUCUUUUGUCCAAAAACCAAACAAACUUCAUUCUGAAUAUAUAAUAUCCAGGAACAAAGCUGGAUACAAUGUUGUAGCUUACAUGCUCUUAAUUCUCCUUUUGCUUUGAUCUUAUAAUUGUCAUUCCAAUAGGGGAAGUUAAUUACCCAUUCUUUUCAUUGCUUUCUUCGGUUCAGCCUUUCUCUAUUGUGCUUGUGAGGGCCUUACCUUUGACCUGCACAAAUAUUUUCCUACCUAAAUAUGCUGCAUUCAUAGUGAACUUUUAGUGGGAUUAUUUCAUAUGUAUGUUCCUAUAUGGCUUCCAGUAUCUAGGAAAGUUUCCUUUCAAUUUUGAUACUGAUUCAUUGUGUUAAAAACUAGUCAUGGUCAAACCUGCUAAUCUAUGAAUUCCUGAGCAUCAAAUGUAGUUUGAGAGUGAUUUUAAAUUUUAAUAAAAUCUUGUCAAGCUAUUGCUACACAUGUCCCACAUUGGCCUUGACACUAUAAACUCUUAUCCUAGCAAGUAUAAAGUAUGACUUCCUAUUAGGCAUUUCACUCUUUUAUGUGGUUCCAGCAAUGCUUCAAGGUCAUUCGCGGAAGUAUUAUUUUCAUUGGCUCCUAAAGAGCAAGGGAUAAAAAUGUAAGUUAAGAUUGCUGGCUGGUAUUUAUAGUCCUAAACAAUAUAGUCUCCAGUUUAACACCAUGGAAUAAAAAUGAUAAAAUCAAACUGAAAGAGGGCUAAGAGCUUAUAAAUUGCAGCUUUGUAUUCAGGACGAAGUCUUUUUUGGCUACUCGAUAAAUUUGCCUGCUCUUCAGUGGAGAGUGGGGAUGAGGUACCAUAUCUUGUUUCAUUUUUUAAAAAAUAAUUUUUAUUAAAGAUUUUCAUGGUUCACAAAAAAAUGUGCAUUGUCUUUUUUCAAGCCGUAUAGUCCUUUUUUUACAUUUGAUGUGAAACAUUAUACAGAAUAAGGUGGGGGCGGAAGAAGAGUGGGAGAGAGAAGGGGGAGAGGAGAUUGGGGUGGUAAUAUUUAGUAUGUUUGUGAUGAGUUAUGCCAGUGUCACUUGAGUAGGUUCUCUAUUCAUUCAUUUUAUAUGUAUAUGUACACACACACACACACACACACACACGUAUGUAUGUAUGUAUGCAUGCAUAUGCAUAUGCAUACACACAAACAUACAUUUUAGUGAGAGAAGUUGGGGUGCUCAGGGCAUGGUUGGUUAUCUUUAGUUGGCUGCAGUGAGGUUUGUUCAUGGGGGGGGGUGUUGGGUAAGUUCAGCCCAUAUUGAUUCAAAUGCUGUUGGUAGAUUCUUGUUGGGCUGUGUAUGUGAUAAAGGGGAGCCAUACUUGAGUGAAGACGUCUUCUUCUAUUUGUCCCUGUGUCAGUUUCAGUCUAUCGGUUAAUUUUUGUAAUAAGUCCGUUUUCCAUAUAGUUUGAUACCAUUGAUCCGUGUUUACUUCUGACAGGUCUCUCCAGUGUCUGGCUAUGAUGUUUCUGGCUGCUGAGAGUAGGUGGGUUUUGAGCUCUUUAUAGUGUGUGUGGGCAUUAUUAUCUUGGAAGAUGUUUAAUAGGGCCAAUGGAUUUAUUCUGCUACCAUAUUUACUCAAAUCUAAUGUGCCAUCAAAUUGAAUGCGCACCUCAAUAUUUAUUACGAUGGAUGAUUUUUCAAAACUUUGAAACAAAAAAAAAGGAUCUAAUGCGCCAUCAAAUGUAGUGCACACCCUAAUUUUCGUGACAUAAUUUGGCCAAAAAAUGUGCAUAUUACAUUUGAGUAAAUACAAUAGGUGGAUACCAUCCAGAGACAUUGUUUGCUUUUAAAAUAUAAAAGGUUCUAGGUUUCAGCAGAUGAGCAUUGUGCACUUUUUGUUGUUGGUUUUAAACCAGAUAUUUCCAUCUGUUCUUUUUAGCAGGACAAACUAAGGAUGCUUGCUAAGUUUUUGCUGAUAAAAACUGUAAAAGUUGGGCUAGCGGAUAUAGUAUGAUAUAGUAUGAAACAUAAUAUUUGUGUUUUUUUUAAAAAGCACAAGGGAUAGAUUUUUCCAAACUGUAUUUUACCAUACUGUAUAAGGCUACAUUGUUGUUUAGUCGUUUAGUCAUGUCCGACUCUUCAUGACCCCAUGGACCAGAGCACGCCAGGCACUCCUGUCUUCCACUGCCUCCCGCAGUUUGGUCAGACUCAUGUUUGUAGCUUCGAGAACACUGUCCAACCAUCUCGUCCUCUGUCGUCCCCUUCUCCUUGUGCCCUCAAUCUUUCCCAACAUCAGGGUCUUUUCCAGGGAGUCUUCUCUUCUCAUGAGGUGGCCAAAGUAUUGGAGCCUCAGCUUCACGAUCUGUCCUUUUUACAACAUCAGUGAGCACUCAGGGCUAAUUUCCUUAAGAAUGGAUGCGUUUGAUCUUCUUGCAGUCCAUGGGACUCUCAAGAGUCUCCUCCAGCACCAUAAUUCAAAAGCAUCAAUUCUUCGGCGAUCAGCCUUCUUUAUGGUCCAGCUCGCACUUCCAUACAUCACUACCGGGAAAACCAUGGCUUUAACUAUACGGACCUUUGUUGGCAAGGUGAUGUCUCUGCUUUUUAAGAUGCUGUCUAGGUUUGCCAUCACCUUUCUCCCAAGGAGCAGGCGUCUUUUAAUUUCGUGACUGCUGUCACCAUCUGCAGUGAUCAUGGAGCCCAAGAAAGUAAAAUCUCUCACUGCCCCCAUUUCUUCCCCUUCUAUUUGCCAGGAGUUGAUGGGAUCUUCGUUUUUUUGAUGUUGAGCUUCAGACCACAUUUUGCGCUCUCCUCUUUCACCCUCAUUAAAAGGUUCUUUAAUUCCUCCUCACUUUCUGCCAUCAAGGUUGUGUCAUCUGCAUAUCUGAGGUUGUUGCUAUUUCUUCCGGCGAUCUUAAUUCCAGCUUGGGAUUCAUCCAGCCCAGCCUUUUGCAUGAUGAAUUCUGCAUAUCAGUUAAAGUUAAGGCUACAUAGUACUUUGAUUUUCAGUAGCUCUCAAAAUAAGUGACAUAGCAAUUCAUUAUAUUUUUCUUAAAUAUUUAUUUAUUAUAUUUUUAUUAGAGGUGGGUGCAACCCUCUGCUUCCAUAUAGAAAAAAAGGUUUGAAGGAUUGGGAAUUCCCAUGCUGGUCUCCCAAACAUUUUGAAUCUAUGUUUUGGAUGUCUUCAGCUCUGCAAGGUAGAGAACUUACCAUGCAUUUACCACAGUGUUCUAUUAUGUAGUUGGUUGUGGUGGACAUAAGCCCAAACUCCUUGUGCCAGCAUGACGUGAUAACACAUUGUCAUAACAGAUUUGUGUGUUUACCACUACAUUGGUUAGCCACAGUUGUUAAAAUAUAUUGUGUGUGAUAAUUUUACAUUUUGGUAAAACUACUCAUAACGAAAACACCUCUAACCUAUGCUCUGCAUAAGGCACAAGCAUUAUUUCUAUUUUCUGCCGUGAUUAUUCAUCCUUUUGUGCUCUAUUUAAUAAUAGACAAGCUAAUAUUUUAGUUAAAAAUAGUUGCUUUAAGAGGCCAACCAGGUGUUUUCAAGAAUAAUUUCACAACCAAUCUUUAAAGAGAGCUUUAUUUCGGGGACUGUGUUCCAUGCAGCAUGGAAAUUCAAAUAAAAGCAAAUAAUGAAUGCAGCUUUCCAGCUGCAGUAUGCAUGUGAAUUGUUACAUGUGCAUAUAAGGAAGGGGUAGUUCAAAUUAGCACACUUUCUGGUUCUGUAAAAGUACUAUAAAACGAAAGGACAUUGUAAUUGUAUUUUAUUCACUGUAUUGGUGAAAACUAAUUGGUAGCUGUUUUUCCUACACCUAGUCCUACUGACCUUUUUAAUAUUUUGGAAGAUCAGAGCUAUAGGCCAUAAUCCCUAGCAUGCAUUAGAAUUAAGCUACAUAGGUUGGGAAAUGGAACUUUAUUUUGGCCAAAAGAAAGUGGAGUGGAAGGGGUUUCUGUCUAUUGAGUCAUAUUUUGGAGAGUUAUGGCUGAGGGAUAUGCCAUGUUGGGUUUUGGGCUCAUCCUGCAUUUCUGCCAUGUAUACGAUCUGUGGCCUUGUGCAAGUCUUCACCUAAUAUAGUCUAGUGUGAGGGCAACAGAGCCAGAUUGUUUUCAGCAUCUGAUAUUCAGAAGUAUGCAGUCUCUGCCCAUUUAGAUCCCGGAUCACAUGGAGGGGCUUGGUUAAGUGGAGCAGUUAGGGGCAGCUUUGCAUGGGUGGAAUUGAAGAAAUUUGUGAUGAGAGGGGAGGACUUGCAGUACCCACACUUUGAAAGUACCAGCCCCCAUUAAGUACCAGCACAUGUCAAAUAACUGAAUUUCUAAAUAAUUUAAAAUGCUUUAUAGAUUACACAUCAAAUAUAUGAAGCUGCCUUUAUACUGGCUCAGACCAUUAGUCCAUCUAGCCAAGCACAAUAAACGGGCAUUUUAAUGAGCUCUCUGCUUUACCAUGCAGAGUGAGGAGCCAAGAUCUAAAAAGUGCAGAAAAAAGCAUAGAAAAGGAGCAUAAAAGAUGUGGGGUGGUGGGAAAUUUACUAGAGUUUUGAGAUGCUGAAUGACAAGCUGUAGAGUAAUCACAUUUUUACAUAAAAUACAUAAACAGAAAUACUAUCUGCAAUUGCUUCUCCUUGAAGCAAUAAAAUGAGAUGUGGAAUAACAACAGAUAAUUUCACUGAAAACCUGAAGUGUGGUGUUAUGCACACAUGCUAUAGAUAUUAAAAUUAUUAGAGGCACUUUUGGUAGCAAGGGUGAUGUGCACAGUAAGAGUUUAAAGAACAUCAAAGGAAAGUGGAGAACAUGCAGCUGCUAUAAGCACUGAAGUACUGGUUUCCUUUUUUCCCCACCCCAGACCUCUUGGUCUUGGUGGAACUCUUAAGUGGUAGACUGAUCUGGGGAUAAAUGGUUGGUGAUAGUUUGUGGCUUUUUCAGCAAAAGAGCUGCCUUGGAAUUUACUUCAAAAAUAAAACUCAUUCAAAGCAGUCAUGUUUACAUAGAUCUGUACACAUAGUUUGGAUAAUAUUGUCAUGUAUUAAACUGCUUUUCCUUAGAAAUAACUCAUGGGGUAAAACUAUAGCUACACAUUGGUGCAUCCCUCUCACUGCUCUACAAUACCUUUAGCCAUCCUUUCAUGGCUAGUCAAAUGAAACAGAGACAGAAUAAAACGUAAACAUUAACUCAGCAAAUAUUCAAGGACCUGUAAAGUAACCAAAAGCUGCUGAGCAUGGGGAGGGGGGGAGGUGUCAAGGAUUUAGGAAGCUGGUUCAAAAGGCCAAAGAUCCCCAGCUGUGAUCUUGCUCUCACCCAGAGAAUCUGAGAACCAUGUGAAGACAGUGUCCUGGUGGCCUCUGAAUAUAUUGCACCCAAAAGAAUAAUCCAAACCAAUUGCUCUGGUUUUAGCUUACAUGUACUGGAAUGAAGAAGUAUUUCCUUUAUUUCACUUCUGUAUAAUUUAACCAUUUCUUCUUGUUAUUUGUGGCUGGGGUAGAGCUUAGUUCUACUGUACUGAAAAUUACUCUGUAGAAUCAAUUGUAUUUAAUGCAUGUCACUAUUAAAGAUUACUGCAUUCAUAUUAACUAUACUUUAACUGGAAUUGUAAAGGGGGGGAAUACAGUAACCAUCUAUUCAAAUGUUUGAUUAUAGUUGCUUUGCAUGAUUGAUUUGUUCUAAUACUAUUACAGUCAGCCAUUAAUAAGGUAAAUCAGUGUAGUGCAGUCACUGAAUCAGGGUUUCAGCACUAUCAGAACUGUAAUCAAAUUUGUAUUUAUGUUCUCAUAUUAAACAUGAUUUGUGAGACUUGUAACUUAGUAAGAGAUUUUUCAUCAUUGACAGGCAGGGUGUGUAUGGAGGAAGGACUCUUCCUGCAGAUAUUUUGUCACUAAAGGGUUGAGCUCAGUGUCAGAAGUGGGCCCUGAGACCUGGCAUGAGGCUUGGUGCAAUUCCUCCAACUGCACCUUUAUCAUCCAGACCUGUAACAAUGGGUGUUUUCGUUUUCAUUUUACCACCUGCUGUUGAUGGAAUUGCAUUCUUCCAUACAAAAACAACAGCCCUGCACAAACAAUGACUACUAGCCACGAUGGCUACUUUCUACCUCCACUGUUGGAAGAUGUAUGCUUCUGCAUGCUAGUUGCUGGGAACUGCAGGUGGGGAGGGUGCUGUUCAGCUCAGGUCCUGUUUUCUGACUUCCAUAGGCAUCUGGUUGGCCAUUGUGAGAACAGAAUGUUGCACUGCAUGGGCCAGUGGCUUGAUCCAGCAUUUAAACAUGCAAUAUGAAGUGAUGCAGUUAGUAUGAAAGUACUGCUUCAGUGAGAACUAUGCAGGAGUUAUCACAGGAAGAGCUGGAAGAAUGGGAUGAAAUAUCAAAGUGUGAGUGAGUGAGUGAGUGAGACUAUACAAUAGGUAAUAAUUCACACAGUCCGUUCAGUCUUUUCUUGCUGUUUUAUCUCAACAAUAACACUGGAAUGUUGUACUGAAAAACAGUUUGCAAGCAAUUUGUUUUUUGGAGAUGUAUUAUUUGGAGAGAGAAUCUCAUUUUUUCUAGUCACGGAGCACAAAACAAGUCUGCAGUCCUUAUUUUUCUAGAACACUUUUAUUGUAGACAAAUUGUGGUUUGCAGAAAGCCAUAUGAAUGAGAGAUGGAUAAAAGUCAUGUCUGCAGAGAAUGCAAAAAGAGUGUUCCUGGAAAUUUGAGAUAGUCUUUAAAUUUUAUUAGAGUAGUGUGAUACAGGGGAAAUUGUGGUUUGCAGAAAAUUAUCCUUGUCUCCCAGUUCCUACAUAACACGUGCUCAGUUUCCCAGACUCUCUGUAGAAGGGGAAUCUCAUCAUUGUGAAGAGACAGGAAUCAUACAAGGGCAUAGAGGGAAUUUUACUGGCAAAUUUAAAAAAUGGCUUCAUCCUUAUUUGUAUUAUACUGACAUGACUUUCACAGGACAUCAUGAAUUCUAGAUAGAGAUUUUCAGAGUUCGCUGUAAAAUGCAUAUAUUUUUAAUCAGGAAAAAGUAGAAAUAUUCCAUGGCUAUGAUCCUGAGUUUGUUCUCAAUGGCAGGAGUGCCCACUGAACAGAAGUCUACUCUUGUGACACUCUCGGCAGUGAAAAGUGGGUGAUUUUCCACUGCAGCCGCUUAUGAUGCCAAAAAUGUUUUUAAAGGGCUUGGGGACUCUCUGAAGCAGCAUGAAAGGUGGCUCAAGAGGAAGGAAGAAUUGACAAAACACAGACUUGCCACUUUUUUCUGGUGUGACCGUUGCCUGGAUCAUGGUCUCAUUUAUGAAUGGCAGCAACUCUUUUUUUUUGAAGAACGUAGUUAGCAUCCUGGGCAAUUUCAUUUAUUAUCCUUCCUUAUACUAUCAUUUUUAAAAAUCAUUUUUAAAUUUCUAGUUCAACAACACAUACACAGCCUUAGUUUAAAACUUAAAAGCUAUUCAGAUGUCUGAUAUGUGAAUGAAAGUCAUAUGAAAAGUCAGUGACAGAGUUUGGUUGGAUGGCUUAUUUUCUAAUGCAAUGGCUUGUUUUGUGUGUACACUUCUUUUACAUUCUGUGACUAUGAAAUGUGAUUUCCCUCCCUCUGUAGGGUGUACCUCAGUUACCUUGUGCCAAAGCAUUAUAUAACUAUGAGGGGAAAGAGCCUGGAGAUCUUAAAUUCAGCAAAGGAGACAUUAUCAUAUUACGUCGGCAAGUUGAUGAAAAUUGGUAUCAUGGAGAAGUUAAUGGUGUCCAUGGAUUUUUCCCGACCAAUUUUGUCCAGAUUAUUAAACCUUUACCUCAACCUCCACCUCAGUGCAAAGCACUUUAUGACUUUGAAGUUAAAGACAAGGAAGCAGACAAGGAUUGUUUACCCUUCUCAAAGGUAAAACAUAAUUUUUUAAAAAAUGCUUUAAAAAAAAAUGUUUUGAAAAAUACAUUGAAUUUUGCAUACCUCAUUGUUGCCACCUAGUGUCACGUUUGUAUAUUGCACUUUAUAACACAUUUAAAAUGUUUUAGUUGCAGCUGUGUAGCUGAGUCCUUAGUGACAGACAUAUAUGAGCACCCAGAGUUUAUACUUACUAUUUUUCUAAUUCUUUCCUUUCCUACCUACAGAUAUUUACUUGUUCCCUUAUUAUUAGAAGCUCUCUUUUUUUGUUUGGGUUUUUAAAUUUUGAGAAUUAAUACCUUCAUUUCCCCUAAGGACAAUGUUUUAACUUUUAUUUUAAGUAUAAUUCAUGAUGGAAUUAGUUCGAUUUCCCCUGCCACCAGUUCAUUCUCUCAAAGAGAGGGCUCAAUGUCACCUAGUAAGCCCCAUGGUAUCCUAAGAAGUUGAACUUAUCUGCCCUGUUCAAAUCUGAACACAUUGUAUGUUAUACUAAAUUGGCUCUUUAAGACUGUUUAUAACUGGAUGAAGUUAAUUUCAGUUUUUCUGUUCCUCAGUCUGAUUUACCCCCCCCCCCCAGCUAAGUAUAUUAAAUUAUUAAAUGUAUUUUAAUUUAUAUAUAAAUGGAAGAGCUUGGCUUUAACUUUUAUAGAAUUCCAAUGGAUUGCUCUGGGAAAUAGCCAUGAGAAUAAUGGUGUUGUUGGUUGCUUCUGUUUUAAUUAAUUCUCAAACUUGGGUCCCCAGCUGUAGCUGGACUACAACUCCCAUCCUCCCUUGCUGGUAGGACCAGUGGUCAGGGAUGAUGAUGGUUGUAUUCCAACAACAGCUGGGGACCCAAGUUUGAGAAAUAGUGCUAUUCUUGAUCAGGAAAUGCAUGUGUUCUUAAAAGAAAUUAGUUGUUUAAUUGUGUAUUUCUUUUUAAUGUAGGAUGACAUUCUGACUGUGAUUCGCCGAGUAGAUGAAAACUGGGCUGAAGGAAUGUUGGCUGACAAAAUAGGAAUAUUUCCUAUUUCAUAUGUUGAGGUGAGAGAACCAUAAAAGUAUUUUAAUAUACAAUAUAAUAAUGGUAGAAAAUGUAAUAUAUACUUGCAAUAAACUUGUUACUUCCUAGAUAAUCUUGGUGGCCAGCCUCACUAUUUUCUGUGCUUUGAAAUGUAGGGACAAAUUAAGAGUUCCGAUAAAUUCAGUUAUGUAACAGAUACACGCUUUUAUUGUGAGCUGAACUUGUCACAGAAUCCAUGGGUGCAACUGCAGGACAAAUUGGUAUUUGUUCAUUGUGUAUGUUGAAAUCUAUUCAUUCAGAACUGGUAGUGUGGAAAUAUUGUGGGAUAGGGAGCAAAGGUGUCCUUUAAAAAAGUUCUUGAGUUUGUGUUUAUUCUCUCAUCACUUAUGUAAAACAUCACUUUUACAUUUAUGGCAUACCAGUGUUGGAAUUUUAAGAAACAAAAUUCUGGAAACAGAAACUGAAUUGAGGAAUUCCAAGAAACCAAAAAAAAACAGUUCAGUUUUAAAAUUGGAGGUUAAAAUUGCUGUAGUUUAGGUCUGUCACUGCCAUCUUGAUUUAAAAUGGCAUCCAAGCAUAUCUACAGAUGGAUAAAAAUCUGCUCCUCAGUCUCAGGUACCAUCUUGGUUAUGAUAUCUUAAGAGGUGUCCAAAUACAUAGCAAACGAACAACUUUCCAAAAUAUUUUAUUUAUUUAUUCACGAGAUAACCACGAGAUGGUGUGUGAGAGUCUCCUUGAUCACUUUUCUGAAACACUUGCAUCCCUGCUCUCAAUCUCUUAGGGCUUAUGAUCAAAGUACUGACAAUUAUGAAUAAAUGAUACAUUUUAAGGAUCAUUCUGACAAUAUACACAUAGAAAUGGAGAAUCAGCAGAUAGCUCAACCCAAAAUUUCCAAAUAGGAAACUUUCAAAAAUUUGUUUUUGAAAUGACAGCCAAAUGUAUAGUCUUUCUUCCUCUCUGCCCCCCUUUCAUGUUGUCAGUUGCUGAGGUGCCCCAACAAACAGCUUCAUGUUUUCCUUUCUUGAAAAAAAAUGUCUUUAAAAAAGCCAUUUUCCAUUUGAAACACCAGCUUCCUUCAUGUGCAAGCACAACUGAUUAUUCAUUUUUAAAUUCUGCGUGUCAUUGUUUUGCAGUUUAACACAACAGCAAAGCAGCUGAUAGAACUGGACAAGCCCUCAGGUUUAGCAGGAGACUCUGGAGAAGGCACGUCUGGUGCAUCCCAUAGCAAUUCAGUUCAAAAGCACACGGAUACCAAGAAGAACACCAAAAAACGCCACUCCUUUACCUCUCUUACCAUGUCCAACAAGGCUUCGCAGGCUUCUCAGAAUCGUCAUUCAAUGGAAAUCAGUCCUCCUGUCCUCAUCAGCUCUAGCAACCCUACUGCUGCAGCCCGCAUCAGUGAACUUACAGGCCUUUCCUGCAGUGCACCUUCUCAGGUAAUUUUCUAGCAGUAGAAUACAAAGCAUAUCAUAGCUUUUUUUAGAUGAACAAUUUAAAAGGUUGUCAAAAUAAGUGGAAGAUAAUUGUGACUGACUUUCUGAGUUUGUGCAAGCAGUCAUUAAUUAUACGUAAAGGGACAAUUUUCAUGCACUCCCAAAAUAUUAUAAGCUGAAGAGAGCUGUUACUGCUCUUUAAGUAACUGAAAGGUUUAUUUCAAUAUGAAUAGCUUUUUGUUUAAAAACAUGGAUGGAACAAAUUACUUUUUCAAUAUUUUGCAUGAACUACUAAAGUAUAUGACAUUUUGAUUUCUUGAACAAAAUAGAGUAGAAAAAUAUCUGUCACUAGGCUGGCUGAAGAUGGUCAUGGGGAAUACUAAUGUAUUUUGGGGUGGGUAAAUAUGAACUUAAGGGAGGGUGUGGUUUUACCUUGACUGGAGAGGGGUUGUGGGGGAGUGGUGUCAUUACCGUGGGAUAUUCUGAAUUACAAAGGGAAUGUUGCUGGACUGCUGAAGGUAGCCAUCAUUUGAAGCGGGAAAAGUCCCAUUCCAAAUAUUAAUCCAGUCUUCGGGGUGAUGUUCACCUCACAUCCUGAAAGUAAUGAAAACACUUGGACUGAAUACAUUGGCCCACCACUUACACUAUUACUAUUACAAAUACUUGUAGUUCAUUUUAUUUUGUUUUGUUUGAAGGUUUGUGGUCCAAAACCAGACUUAACACUGUUUAGGAAAACCCCACUGGUUCAUAUGCUCCAUUCAUAACAGUAGUUAUUUUAUCUGCUGAUAGGCCCAUAAUGAGUUUAACUUUUUUAAACGUUUUGAUAGGUUCAUAUUAGCACUACGGGGCUAAUUGUGACCCCACCACCCAGUAGCCCAGUGACAACAGGGCCUUCAUUUACCUUUCCACCUGAAGCAACCUACCAAGCUGCUCUUGGUGUAAGUACAGUUUGACAUUAUGUUGUAGUUUUAUCUGAAUUGCCCUUUGUUUUUACAUAAAUCUAGAAGCUACAGUUUUUGCAAGCUGCUUUGAGGUGUAUUGUGGGGGAACAUUUGAUUUCUAUAUAAUGAAUUUUGCCCCUUUGGAAAAUAAUACAUGCUCUGAUAGUAGGACUGAAAGACUCUUGUGGCUUCCAAAAUAUUUCAAACCCAGAAUCUAUUAUGAAGUGCUAUGUUGAAUUAUUCCCUUUAAUAGUGAAGCGCAGUAACCAAGAAGUUAAAUGAGGCCAUCCAAAAAUCAGAUCAUGGCUUCUGCAUGCUUGAGAGACACCUUAGGUAUGCAGAAAUAUGCAAGUUCAAGAAAUUAAAACAAAACUGCCUGGUAGGUACCUCUGCCUUUACAGAAUAUUGAAGACAGUUGACUAUAUAGAGACAGGAUGUAGUCUUAAGCAGUGAUUCUGAACCAGUGGGCCAUGGAUCCCUUGAAGGCUGUGGAGUAACCUCAAGGGGUCUUUGAAGCUAUUGUCAGCAGCAGUGGCACAGUACAGCAAAUCCCUUAGGUGGUGGGCUGGAGUUUGGAGCUGGGACAGAAGGGCUGGGAUGCCGAUAAGGCAGAGCACUCAGAUAACUAGUUGUUGUCCUUCAUCUGAUGUGCUCCGAGUGCUGCCACCCAUCGGCACCUCCUUGUUCACCCUUUCUUCAUGCAGGGAGCCCAACCUGUCCUUGCACAGGGUGCAGCCCACCUUCAGAAAGACUACCCAUCCAGGAUAAGAGGAACUCUAUUCUUCCUUCCCAUUGGAUUUUCCCAACUGCUUUCUUGCCUCUUCUCUUUAGCACGGAUACCAUGGACAAGUCAAUGCAUAGCAUAGGUGGCUGGCAGAGAAAGCAAAAAAACAGCUGCGUGCUGUGGUGUGUUAGGAGAAGAGGCAGAAGAAGGAGCUGCUGUUGCUGCUUGCAGUCAUUUGGAGGAGUCUUUUAUCCCUCCAGUGCUACAUCCCUUUUUAUUUCUGCAGAGCACCUGGCCUUCCUUGCGUGGGCCCGUUUUAAUUUGACAGCCUGAAAAGGAGAGAGGGGGCACAAUUGGCCUGUGAAAGAGUGCUUUUGAAUGAAUGGAAUAUUGGCUUUAUCCCAUUUUUUUCAUUCAUUCAAGAAGGAAAAAAGAAGGGGGCAGUGAGCCUGCUCAUUAAUUCCUUCUUAAUUUCCAACCUUCAUUUCUACUUAGAAAUGAGAAGACAUGGAGAAACUGUACGUAGUCUUUUCUCACUCCUAGAUCUAUAUUGUGGCUGGAUUCCAGCCUGUAAUUUCUUACAGUUGUGAGAAGUACAUUCUCCCUCUGUCUGUCUGUCUGUCUGUCUCUUCCUCUUCGCCUCCCACCCUUUCUCUAAGAAAAGUUAUUUGUUAAACAAUCAAUACAGAAUCAGGUUGAGCUGAAUGGAAGUUGGUAAGCAUUUUGGUGCAUUGCCUGUAAAGUUUAUGUUGCAGAAUAAUGAAAGUUCAUUGGUGUACCAUAAUAGGUUAACUCUGUUGUUGUUAUUGGCACUGAAUGAAAUCCAGGCAAUAUGAAUGUUCAGUUCUCUGUGAUAGCAGGGAAUCUGCACAUGGUAGGGAUGAGUGCAUAAGUGAAACUAGUAUUUUUAAAAAAUUUUAAAGAAAAUUUUAUACAAACUGUUGGAUAUAUACUUGAUUAUAGAAUUGUUAGGAGGUGGCUUGGGUUUUUGAAACAUAGUUUGCCACACAGCUUUAGUUGCUGCUACUCAAAAACAAUUUGAGGUUUUACAGGUUCAUGGGACUAGUUUCACAAUUUUAAAGUAGCACGUUUCCUAGAAUGUGUUGCAAUGCGUAUUUUCUGAAAUGUUAGGUUGCUUCUUGUAGGAUGGAUAUUAGUCACAUUUUGUAUUCACAUUUUGAAAAUUACCUGAAUUGUCUUAUGAAGAAAAUCAUUCUUGUGAAGAAUAUGUAGGGAAGUCGCACAGAAAGUCCUUGGGCUGUUAAGUGGAGUAGAAACCUGUAAAAAGUAGCAAAACCUUUUAUUAUAUAUACACUGCCAUGUAUUUGCUGCUGAGUGAUGUAUGUGAGCUUCUAUUUUCUGACACUUUCCAAUACGUAAUAUGCAAAGUGUAAGUUUGGCUGUAGUGAGUGGUUAAUUGUUUCUGAGCUGUUUCAAUAUGUAUUGACAAAAUAAAUAAUCCCAUUUAGUCAAGUUAUUGAACUUUGUUAGCUUGAUUUAAUGCUUGCUAAUCUGAUAAGAGCUAGAAAGUGUUUACAGCUCUUAAUCAAGGGCAAAGUACUUCCCAGGGUAUUUAUCUAUGUGUAUGAACAAACCAACCAACCAGUCAUGUCACCUGAUUAGAAAUACGUAAUAUGGAUUCAGGUGUCAGGGAACUAUAUAAUGAUUAUUUUCUAUAUUGAGUAGUAUAGCUUUCAACUCUGUAAGUAAGACCAUUGAUCCCACUCCUCUAUUUCUUACUUCCUGGUUCCUAAGUGCUUUAGAAGGAUAGUAACUGCUAGGUUUAAUCAUAUACUCUGAGACCAGAAACAAGCACAUUCCCAUUUGAUAGUUAUGAAGCACCUUGCAGUUUGCCCAAGGAUGCUAAAAUGCUAAUGCUAACCCCUGGCUAUGGUACAGCACAGGAUAUGAGAUAUAUCAGCAUCCAAAUAUCUGAGGGUAUUUGAACCAGGGCCCCAGUGACUGUGUGUGACUUCAUUUGCAUGUUGCCACUACUACUCUGACCAGCCUCUUUUCAUUAAACAACUCUUUAAAACAGGGGUCAGCAAACUUUUUCAGCAGGGGGCCGGUCCACUGUCCCUCAGACCUUGUGGGGGGCUGGACUAUAUUUUUUUGGGGGGGGAAUGAACGAAUUCCUAUGCCCCACAAAUAACCCAGAGAUGCAUUUUAAAUAAAAGCAUACAUUCUACUCAUAUAAAAACACACUGAUUCCCGGACCGUCCGCAGGCCGGAUUUAGAAGGUGAUUGGGCCAGAUCCGGCCCCCGGGCCUUAGUUUGCCUACCCAUGCUUUAAAAGGAAAGAGGAAGUAAAUCAGGUAGAAUUGGAACCACCUGCCUCCUGAGAACUUUUAUUUCUGCUUUGCAUAUGUGGAUCUCCCUUGUUUGUUGUGGUUGCCUCUUUACUCCAUUUGGAGGGGGAUUGGAACAAGCAACAUCAUGAAUGUAUUUGUUCCUGCUUUAACAGAUGCCUAAUGGAUCUCUGUGGCUGCUGCCUAGUUAUCAUGUUGUGGGUAUGGCAAUGUGAUGAAACUGUCUGCAGGUCAGCCUGUAUGGGUUGGCUGCCUUUGUGUCAAUGUAGUGUGUGGAAGUUGUUGCUGUAUAGUUACUGAUUGGUAGGCUGUAGCAGAGUUUUCAGGGAUGCUGUGGGCAUGCCCAUCAUUUUUAAAUAGUAAUUGAAUUUUCUGGUUGUGUGUUUUCCCCCUGUCCUGGUUUGAACACUCAUAAUCUGUAGUGGCUGGGUAUCUCUGGUUCUGACAUAAUGUGAAGUAUCAGCAACAACAUAGAGAAUAGUCUGAAGUUUUACAAAUGAAAAGAGUAACUAAGGGAUCCAAGAAUAGAGCCGCAUUAGAAACUGCCAGUUAAAAGAGCUCUUUCCAUUGCUUAUCUCAUAAUUUUCAAUCCUAAAUUUUGAAUAAUGGCACUUAAAAUAAAACAGUAAGAGGUACCUUUUGUACCCCAGCUGUCAAAGGGAAUUUUGCGGUCAAAGGGAACAGCUAUUUUAUUUUAUUACUUUAUUUAACUAUUUAUCUAUUUAUUUAUACCAUGCCUUUUCUCCCUAAGAGGGACUCAAGGUAGCUCACAUAAAAAUAAGAACAGCUAAAAACAUAGAGAAAAACAAAGUAAUGUUUGGGUGGCUUGUUGUUGAAAUUUGUUGCUUACUGCAUUACAGCUUCUGGUUUCAAAGCAGCCAUGGAUUGCAGUCCUUUUCAGACCACUGAAUAUUGGAAAUAUGUUUGAAAAACUUUUGCAUUGAAAUGUGUGGAUAAAUGAUAUUAUAUGCAUGAAAUAAAUGUUAUAAAGAGACUUAAGUAGUUAUUUCUCUGUUUUUCCCCCUUUCCUUUUGCCUAUACAAUUAUGUUUUGUAUUUUCUUAUAAAUGAGUAUUAGUUUUAGAGUUUAAUAUGGUUUUAAAAAUUCAAUAAAAUUGUCAUUAAAAAAGAAAUGUGUUUUUAGACGCAAUGCUUUGAGCUUGUUUCUUUGUUGCUUAAAAUUUUGUUUUUUAAAAAAGAAAUACAAGGAAUUGUCCCGUUACAUUGUAUCAGAAAAUGGAGAAAUUGGUGUACAGUGGAACCUCUACUUACGACCACUGGAUCCAAGUCAAUUUGGGAGUGUGUAACUGUGUGUAACUGUGUGUAUCAAUACCAUUUUCAGCUGAAAAUUGGUGCCAAAAUGACAUUAAAUUUCUGAAUAUUUUAUUUCUAGACACUGAAUCCCCCUCUACCACCACCACCUCUCUUAUCUGCUACAAUAAUUGCUCCAACCUCUGCUGGGCUGCCUUCAGGAGCAGCUCAAAAAUCUGCAGCGGGAUCAACUGAGCAAAUAGCACAUUUGCGCCCACAGACAAGACCAAGUGUGUAAGUGAAAUAAAACUUGUUGAGUAUAACCUUGAAAUGGUAUCAAAGAGCAGAAUUGCCAAAGGAAAAAAAUUCAAGUAUUUCUGGAUAGACAAGGAAUGUUUGACUUGUCAUCUGGGGUGAAAAGUGCCUGGUGCAUGUGAAAGGGAUGGCCAAGGUUCUCAUUGCACCAAGAUCUAGAUUGGCUACCAUGACCAGCCAGGACUGGUCAUGAACAACAAUAGCAGAUUAUAUGAGGUACAGAAAAUCCCUGGAAUGGUUUUGCCUGACACAGCAGGCUCGUUCACACAUAAUGCUAAACCAUAAUCUAUUAAACCAUGGUGUAGCAAUAUGUGUGAGUCCAAAAGCUUUACUAUGCUUGUAAAGGUUUGUAGAUGGUGUAUAAAACUUAGAUAAUGUUAACUAUAACAGUGUUAUGUGUGAACCCAGACCUCCUCUAUAACUAUUGUUGAAGAUGUGUGUCACUGCCCAAAAGCUACAGUGCCAUGAGUGAUGAAUGUAAAAAAAAAUAAAAAAAAUCAUACUGCUCUUGCUGGUACUUUUAACUGUUCUGAGAUGUAAUAAAUCAAGGUUUAAGUUAUUGUCUGCCAGAUGCCUCAGCACUGAUUAUUAUUUAUUAACUAUGCUUAAUAUUAAUUAUGGUUAAUGUUAACUGUGGUUUAACACUAUGUGUGAACCAGGCCUCUGCACUGGCAAAAGUCCUGGGACAUAGUUAAUGAUUCAAAUCAGGUCUCCUGGGUAGGAGCUUAAUUACAACUUGGACCAGCCAAUGGACAAGUAGGCUUCUAUAUUGACCCUCAAGGGAUAUAUGCAAAUGACGGAAGACAGAUGAAAUCAAGAAUGGUUCUUUCAACUAUUGACAUUUUACUCUUUAACUGUCACCAACAUUUGGACAUUUGAUAAGGAGUUAGGGACAGAAUUCUUUGGAUAACUCUUUGUAUGUGCAGCUAUUUCUCUGAUUGAAAUUUCUGUGACUACCUAAGGCGCUACUUCCCAUUCUUAAUGAACCCUCAUGGCUCAAUUUUCAAGCAGCAGUCACUCUGCAAGGGAAGCCAUGACUUGCUUAGGAACAGUUUUUUUGUCUAGUUUUUCCUGCAGACCAUUAUAAACAGUUUUGUUUUCUAGGUAUAUCGCUAUUUAUCCAUAUACUCCUAGAAAAGAUGAUGAACUGGAAUUGAGGAAAGGAGAGAUGUUCUUGGUGUUUGAACGUUGUCAGGAUGGCUGGUUCAAAGGAACAUCCAUGCAUACAAGCAAAAUUGGUGUGUUCCCUGGCAAUUACGUGGCACCAGUCACAAGGUGAGGCUUUCAGUUGAAGUAUCUUUUACAAAGAAAAGGGGAAGCAACUCCAGAUUUUCUGUGGUGGUGGUGGCUUGUUGGGAUUGGGAGAAUAGGCCUUAUUUGGUUUAAUAAGGUGUGCAUAAACUAUUUGCAUUACUUUUAACAGGGCAGUGACAAGUGCGUCCCAAGCAAAAGUCCCUGUAUCUACUGCUGGUCAGACAGGGAGGGUGGUGACUAUGGUCAAUACUUCCACUGCUGGAGGAACAUUGCAAAAACUUCAGGGAAAUGGUGUGACAAUGAACGCCAGUGCAGUACCAACAGCAGUGGUCUCUGCUGCACAUAUACAAACCAGUCCACAGACCAAGGUUCUUAUGCACAUGACUGGCCAAAUGACAGUCAACCAGGCUCGCAAUGCAGUUAGAACAGGUAAAACAUUGCUUUAUUCCUUGGCUUAGGUAAUAGUAUGAUCAGGAUGAACUUCUCUGAGACCCCAUGUAUCUUGUCAUGGGUGGAAUGUAGUACAUGAUGGCUAUGGACCAACUCCAGUGUCAGAGAGAAUCUGCCUAUGAAUAUUAUUUGCUGAGAAUCAGAAGUAUUUAUAUUUACAUAUAAAUUUUAUCUCUGUACAAUAGUAUUCAAUAUAGCAUCAGGUACUGGUCAGAUAUUUUUAAUACCAUAAAAGAUGGUUUGGAGAUCUAGGUUGCUAUACUGAAAUACCCACACAUGCCAUUUUUAAUGCUUGAGACUGUGGAAUUAAUAGUGUGAUAAAUAACACAACAAGUGGAUGCUGUAUUGUUUUCAGUCUCAUGAUACUAUGUUUCCCCCUCUCAUUGCAGUUGCAAUACACAGCCAAGAAAGACCCACAGCCACCGUGACGCCCAUUCAGGCUCAAAGUUCAGCAUGCCUUAUUCCUGCUGCUGUAAUUAUUCCGCACCAUUCUGUUGCCUCCCAACAGCUCCAACCUCAGCUUUCUAAUGCUGCUGCUUACAUCACUGCUGUGAAUAUCAACCGGACAAAUCUCCCAUUAGCUUGUACAACAGCAUCUCCUGGCACUUCUGCAUCUCUGGAUGGAGAUGCAAAUGGGAGAACUGUGACUGCCCCUCCUGGAGCUCCAGCUUCCCCAGAGAAUACAUUGGUAGCUGGAGGAAUUACUACUGUCAGUAAAUCAGAUAGAGAUGGCAAGGUGAGCAUGACAUUUUGGUUGCCGCUCAGGAUGUUUUUCUUUAAUAGAUAACCCAAUAGAUAGAGGGGACUCUUUAUUAGGUGUAACUCCAAAGCUUGCCACUUAGUUUAUUCUUAUCACCUUUAGUGCCAGAUAGUGGCUUGCUUUGUGUAUCACAUUAAACCAUAAUUUAAAACAAUGUGAAUGAGCAGUAGACUAGUAGACAAUUUCAAAAGUUCCUAGAGUGUUCCUUUGGCUUUUCUGUUUCUGUUGCACCAUAGCUGAAACAAGCUGGAGUCUGCCUUGUGUCAUCUGAAUCUUUAAACAAACCAUGCGUAUUAACAAAGGUUUGUUCUUGGCUUACCGCUUGUGUUUUGUUUAAAAGAAACAAACCAACUAUGAGCAUGGGUUUAGAUGGCAUGACAACACAAACUCCAGCUUGCUUUGUCUUCAGCACAGCAAGAGCAGGGGAGGACUGCCCAGGAACCUUUGAGCAACAAACACCAGAAUGCUGUUCAUUCACAUUAAACCAUAUAUUUUUAUGAUUUGAUGUGACAGCAAAUUAGGCUAGUGCCAGGCUUGGCUUCUUUAUGUAAGAAGUAAAGUAUGGUCAGAUUUUUGUUCCUUUAGGAGGGAAAACAACUGUAAUGGAAUGGAAUUCCUGAUGUUACUAAAAUAUCAGAAGUAGAAUUUUAUUGAAUAAAUGGAUGAAAUUUUUGUAUAUAACAGUUCCAUUGUUUCUGUUAUGUGCCACACUUCACUUCCAGUAUCCUGGGCCCUUCUGAUAUUUAGAGCAGAGAUGAAUAUUUUCAACAUGCAAGCAACAAAAAUAUUGAACACUUUAUUGUUGCUUCUCUCAUUGGAUUUUGUAUAUAACAUUUCAGGUAUACUUGAACAUCCUAGGUACCACCAGUUUUAUUGUACAGUUGGAUUGCUGGUUAGGACAGCAGUGGGGAACCUCCAGCUCUUGAGCCCAAGAAAGUGUGGCAGAGGUCCUAAUAUAGCCUGCAAGGCUGCUUUUGUAAGACCGUGCCCACCUCCUCCACACCUAAUGUCAUAUGUGACAUCAGGUGUGGAACAGGUAAAGAUGCAGUAGCAAAGGAUCCAUUGAAACAUUAAAGUGCACUCCUGAUUGUUCCUUGGCAAACAGGGCCUAGCCCUGAACUUGCAGGCAUGGUUAGGAAUUCAUAUGUUGCCUGCAAAUUGGUAUCUUUCCUCAACAGUGAAUAUUCAUGCUUCAAAACAAAUGUUUUUAUUUAUUUCCAGAAAGAAAAAAAGGGUUUGCUAAAGUUACUUUCAGGAGCGUCUACCAAGCGCAAACCUCGAGCAUCACCACCAUCAUCACCAACUCUGGAAGUUGAGCAGGCAGCUGCGGAGCUGGCCCUACAAGGUGCUGUAGGACCAGAAGUUCCAUCGGCUUCUAGUCAUGGAAGAGCUGAGUCCUGCUCUGCGGACAAUGAAACAUCUACAUCAAUGCAAGAUGUUACUCAUCGGAAAGCAAGUUCUUUGGAUUCCAGUAUUCCUAUAGCUCCCCCUCCACGGCAGCCCUGCUCUUCAUUAGCUCCAAUCCUGAAUGAAUGUAGGCCUGUUGUGUGUGAACGGUAAGUCAUUUUCUAGUCAAUAAAAUGUAAUAACGGCUACAAACUGGGCCUAGAAAUGCUAAUCAGUAAAAAUGCUAGAAAUAGAAUUCUUAUAUUGUUCCUAUGAUCACCAAAAAAUCAUUGUUGACCUAACCUGGGUUUGAAAUGUACUGUUGCUUCUGAAAUGAAAUCGUAAUAGUAGUUUGACAGUGGCUACAACCUACAGUUGCAUGCAUGUGGCAGUAAGAGAGCCCCACAUCUCUGGCUUAUACCCGAUAAAGCUUUUCCACGAUAGAUUCCUGCACAGUUGUGUUGUAGGAAUGAUGUGGAAAGUUGAUCCAGCCAAAAAGCCUAGUUGGCUGAACACUCUGUUUCUGAAUAGCAGUUGCUGAGGGAACACAUGCAGGAAAGAGCUAUCAUGGACUUCCUAUAAGCAUCUAGUUGCCCACUGUGGAAAUAGGAUACUAAACUGGAUAGCCUGUGCCUUGAUCUAUCAGCACUCUUGUUUUGCCAGUGUGGUGUAGUGGUUAAGAGCGGUAGACUCGUAAUCUGGGGAACCGGGUUCACGUCUCCGCUCCUCCACAUGCAGCUGCUGGGUGGCCUUGGGCCAGUCACACUUCUCUGAAGUCUCUCAGCCCCACUCACCUCACAGAGUGUUUGUUGUGGGAGAGGAAGGGAAAGGAGAAUGUUAGCCGCUUUGAGACUCCUUAAAGGGAGUGAAAGGCGGGAUAUCAAAUCCAAACUCUUUUUCUUCUUCUUAUGGACACAGUCCUGAACUUUAUUUUUUGAAAUAGUAUGCUAUUCUUCAGCAAGUAUUACCAGGCCAGUACCCUCUCACACACUCCUAAAGCCCUUUCAGUCUGAUUGAGUAGGUCUCUUUCAUAUAUUAAAACUAGGUGUUCAGUCAACCUUAAUAUUUCUGGUUCAUAAUUCUGUGUAUAUUAGCAUUAUUUUUUAAUAGAACUGAACUCUGUUGAAAAAUUCAAAUACUAUUGAAUCCAUUGAAACUUGAUUUCUAUCACAGUUAUUCGCUUAUCAAUAUUUUUAAUUAUUGUAAGGAGGCCAGGCACCAGAGUUCUCAACCUUGCUUCUGUUUCCUCAUAUAGUAGCAUUUUUCUCUUAUUUCAGUAUCGGGAUAUUGUAGUUUCUCAGUUGACAGAGUCUGUUUGCUUUUUCUGAGUUAGGGAAUGGUGCUUGUGUAGAUCAGUAGAGCUUGUUCUGUAGUUGAAUGGCACUCAGAACCUUGCAAUAUUAAUUUUCCUUUGACAUCUAGUACUUGAAAAAGAGAUGCUGGGAAAGAUGCUUAAUAAUCAUAUUGAAACCCAGUCUCCUCUUUGUCAAGCUCCAGUAUGUCAGAGGAAAGCAGGAAAGUCAGUGCUGUACAUAAGAGCAGGGAAUUAGUCUAGCUUAGAAGGAAAGAGCAUCACCACCCCCAUUUGCAACAGCAACAUUGCCUGAGGGCUGUGAGGACUCAGGGAAAGGAAAUGAUUAUGACAGUGAUCAGCAAUUUGUUGACUAGAGACUUCUCCAUUGUUACAAGGAUGGUCUGGGUGGAAAGCAUGGUUGCUUUGGAUUCUCUCUAACAUCCCAUGUUCUGGCCAAAAAAGAAGCAUGCGUAUUUAUUUUUACAGGACCUGCUGAGAUAUGUUCCAUUUCCUCUCGUCUGCUCUCAAAAAUGUACUACAUAUAGAUAUCAGUGUUUCAUUAUUCUGUGGAAGGAGAGGUGGUUUCUACAUAGCUGAACUGUAAGCAGGUGGUGGUAUUAUUAUUAUUUAUUAAAUCUCAGGGUGGUUCACAGAAUAAAUGUACAAGAUAAAAACACUAAAUACACAAUAAAAACAAGAACAAAAUACCCUCACACAUCGAUAACCACCUCCCUCCCUCUCCCUCCCUCCCAGGAGGACAUUUAAAAGGGUAUAGGCCAACAGCCUGGUUGAAGAUAGAAGUUUUCACUUGGUGCCCAAAGAUGUAUAAUGACGGCACCAGCCCAUCCCUCAGGGUAUGUUGCAGCCAGAGGGCUUUGAUGAACUAUUAAGCAAGAAACAUGGCUCUCUGGGCAGUACUACAGUCUUCAAUCCUGCCCCCACACCGGCUGCCACUCAAAGAGUUCUCUGAGAACAAUUGUGCAGGGCAAAUAGCCUUUGACAAUAGCUGUUAACCUGAUCCUUUUUUCUUUUUUUUUAAGCAAAGACCUUUUGCACACAAAGCAUGUGCUCAACUGCUGAACUACGGCCUCUCCUCGUACUCAUUUCUGAAUUAUAUUGCAUUAAAUUGCAUUUUAAAAGUUAAAAAAAAUUCAUGUGUUCAAUUAACCUAGUUAAGGCCUUAAUUGUGUCUUUGCUGUUGUUGUUUUACAAUUUCAUUCAAUCUGAUGAAACUUUAAAGAAAAAAUAAUGCAUACAAUAUUGUUGUAGUACUAUAGAGAGAUUGGAUUUCACUGCUGCUUAGUAGAUUAAAAAUUCACUACCAAGGUGAACCAGAAUUUAUAGACCCUGUCUCUAGCCCUUCUACUCAGUUGGGUUGGAGCUAAUAAACAGAAGUCAGGCAAAAUAAUAAGCCAUUUAUACAAUCGGGGGACGGGGACUACUAAUUUUAGAUUACGUAUUCAAACUCAUAACAUGUUCUCUGUCCCUAAUAAAAAUGUAUGUAUCCUCUUAAAAACAAAAACUGCAGUGGCACUUGCAAUUAUGUAUUUGCCGGAAUCAGAACAAAUAUUUAUGGGGAAAUAUAUUUAAUGCAAAAAUGACAAAAAGGUUACAAGCUGCUGCACUUUUCAUGUUGUUAUUACAUUUUGGCUGCUUUUGUAUUUGGGAUUUCAAUGCAUAUGUGUAAUUUCCCGGUUGAGCUUUCACCUAAGCAAGAUUGUAGAACAAUUACUUCCAUGCAUAUGGCAACUAAGGCAUAUAUUUGAACCAUAGUUAAUAUUGCCAUUUAUGUUUUCUCUAGAGCUCUAUAAUUGAACCUGAUUCUGAAUAACACAAAGCCUUCCUCCUUGGAUGUUCAUGUGAAAUAGCUUACCACUUAUGUUUUAAUCCCAGUGAGAAGUUUGCCUGUGAAUAACCUUUCAUCUGAGUAUUGUUGGGGUUUUUAAAAUCAGCACGCCCAGGUCAAAAUCAGCGCACAAACCUGUGUACUCAAUGAUAAUGCACUGUUUUAAGACCUCCUGCAUAUUUCAAUGCAUGUUCACUUGAAUUUGAGACAGAAUAGUUGGAUUUGUGAGAAGUGAUUUGAGAGAGGUUUUGCUUCCCUCGCUGUAUUUCUGUCCCUAACUAUAAUCAGUGUAUUUAUAUGACCACAUUUUUACCAGUUAUGGUGAACUCCUUUAGCAUUAUUUCAUCAUGUAUGCUACUCUUCUGCUAUAAAUAUGCAUUUCAGUUCACAGGUACUGAAUUUGAAACUUUACUAUAGUUUAAUUUGUUUAGCUAAACAAAAUCGUAUAAUAGCCACGUGUCAACUUUUAAAAAUUGUCUUUAAAACAUCCUAACACUUAAUAUCUUCCCAGAGAAUUCAGUGGAGCUAGCUUGUUUGUAUUUACUUGACAUUGCCAUGUUAAUGCAUUUUGUGUUUAGAAAAUGCACGUAUUUUUGAAAGGAUGUGAACAGUUCAAGGCAGCUUCCUGUUGCAAGUUGUAUCUGGCAAGUGUUAAGUUGUUUUUUGUUUGCAAACAAUGGCAGUCUCUGCAAUAAAAACCUGAACUUUUAUCUUCUUGCUCUGCAGAUAUAGAGUUGUGGUAUCGUAUCCUCCUCAGAGUGAAGCUGAGCUUGAACUUAAAGAAGGAGAUGUUGUUUUUGUACACAAAAAACGUGAAGAUGGUUGGUUCAAAGGCACAUUGCAGCGAAAUGGAAAAACUGGCCUUUUCCCUGGCAGCUUUGUGGAGAGUAUCUGAGAUUUGUUUCAAAUAUUUCAAAUCGCACAGCACUAUAAAAUAGCACAAAUAUUUUACAAGAGAUAGUGCAGCCAUUGAAGACUUUUUAAAUGUCUGUAAUAUAAACAAAUUUAUAUUUAUGUUUUCCAGUAUCCCACAGCACAAUUUUGCCAUAAAAAAUAUGAUGAGAGACUUGCUGGGUUUUUUUUAUUAUUAUUUUGAAUUUUUAAGUGUAAUGUGUGCCUUGUAAUGUCUGAUCUCACACUACACAGGAAGAUUUCUUCCAAAUAUGUAACACAAAAGAGCAAUUGUUUACAAGGCUGUAACUAAUUUAUUCUUAAUUUUCUAAACUUGAAUUCUGUUUAAUAGCUUAAUCUUUGUGAUUAUGAUUAACAACUUAUUAAUUUAUGAAAUGAGAAAAGGAGAAGCUGGAUUAUCUCCUUAGAUACAAAGGCAUAGUUUCUGACAGAUUGCUUUCUCCCACUGUGCGUGACAGUGAAGUGAGUUUGUUUUAUGGGGUAAUGUUGGCUGUAAUGAUGGUGAUGUGGUGUCAAAUUGAACCUGCAAACUGGGAUAAAAUGGUACCGUGAGCUUUUCUUAUUUUGGGUGAGAAACUAUCUGUCAAUGGACAAGUCUAAAUUCUCCAGACAGUGUAAUAUUUCUGAAAGGCAAAGCUGUAACUACAACAGAGUUAACGUUCACAGAGUGAGAAUAAAAAAUGGUGAAAAUGCCAGGAAAUGGGAAACAACUUUCUCUAGCUUCUGCUUAUUCAAGAGUUUGGGACAUCUGUCAAGAUACUGCUUUGUGGAUCUGGCUAGUUCUUUGGCACUCACAGAAUAUAAAUGAGAUUAAAAUAUGUUCUGCAGAACAAUGAGAAAUAGUAAUUAGCUGCAAGAACUGGUAGAAUUCAAAAUUUAAAUCCAAGUUGCAUUCACUGUCUAAAUAUGCCAAGAAAUGUCAUUUACUUAUUUUACCUUUACAAAGUGAUUUGCAUGGCUGAGAGACAAUUUUACAAUGUUUGAGCAAUAGUGGUGGUAAGUGAUACACUUGUGUUUUUAAAGUAAAGGCUGUAAGAACACUGUGAAAAUUUUUGCUAAUUUUGUAACUAUUGCUACUUUCAUAUGUCUUAACUACUCAUUGUCUUGCAUGUAUUACCAAAUUAUCACAGGCAUAUAAAACACUGCAUGAUUUAUAGAUUGCAUUCCAGUCUCCUGUUGUGGGUUUUUUGAAGUGCCCACUUGGAGAUGUUAAAUCAACCAGCUGUCUGCAUCACGGAAGCCACUGACCAAGACUAGUGAGUGAGUGAGUCCUAGUUAUGUAAAGAGUACUCUAGAGUCCAAAUAUUCACAUCAUUCCAGCCAUUAAUAUUUAGAAAUGUAAGAGAUUUGGGGAGCUUGUUUUGUGCCACAUUUCAGCAAGGACAUACUCCCUCUCAGUUUCCCCCCUUGCUGCCUUUUCACUCUUGUUCAUUAAGAAAUUAACUUAUUUAUAACUGGGGGGGGGGCAGAAAUGGGGGUGCACAUUCCCAUCUCACUCCUUUUUUCUAGCCACCACACUGAAGCAUGGGGACAAAAAAACAACAACUUCGACGUCGCAGGGGUGAUAAAUAGAAGAUUGUGUUCUAGCUUUAUUUGUGACUCUUGUUAUACAUUCACUUUCAGAUAAAAUACAAAGUUCUUGGAGCUUUUUUCUUUUUGUAACAGCCACCUUUUCAAGGGAGUGAGAGGGGUCUAAAUAUACUCAGCCCAACGACUACUUUCCAUGUCCAACUAUUAAUCUUCCCUCUUCCUCUCCAUUCUAACUAAAGUGACUGGGGAAGCUAAGGGAGUGGGUGACAGAUUAGAAAUGACCUUUUUGUCACUUGCACAGUCUUCUAGUUCCCUUAAACUGUUUCUUGGCUUCUGAAACAGCUACCCAGCUGGGAAAGCCAAAAGGGUGACAUUGGAGAGAUUUGUCACCCUUAGGUACAUUAGUCUUGGCCUCUGAUAUCUCUCAACAGUAGCAAGAAAUGUGGAAUUAAAGAGAGGCAAGUUAGCAACUGACAGACCAGAUCUUUGGUGCCUGGGAACUGUCAGUUGCUAACCCUAAAUGGAUCCUGUACAAGAAAACCUCUACUAUUUCCAGGGCUUUUAAAAGCCAUUUGGCACUGGUGAUCCAUUCUAUACAUACAAGGUUGUCUUUUAUACCAUUGCUUGACUGCAGCAAUCUCAUUAUGCCAUGCUCAGCUGAACCUAUUCCUACAUGAGAUUUAACUAACUGUUACCACCCUUUAUUCUGGUAGGGUCCUGCUUCUUAUCAAUAGGCAAAAUUUUAGUUAGUGCAGAUUGUCUUGCUGGAGAUACGCUGUCUGCCCAUGAUAUAGCUGCUAAGAAGUUAGUUAUGAAUAAAAGCAGGCAGCUGGCACCUUUUCCCCUACUUUCAGAAUUGGUGGACUUGGAAAGUUCUUAUUCCUUUCCAGAACUGAACUUGCAGCACAAUAUAAUUAAGGGAGAUAUAUGCAAUAUAAAGGAGAAAAAUAUACUCUAGCUGAUGGUAGGCUAAUGAUUUUCUGAUACAAAACACAACUGAUUUUUUACUUUCAACAUGGGGAGGAAAUUAUUAGCUGAAGGAUUUUCUUGCAAUAUCAAGUAGUUUCAUGAUAGUCUUCAUAUAAAUUAUAUUGUUGGAACUGAAAUCAUUUUUAAAUUAACACCCAUACAAGACACUGUACAACUCAAUUCUUGUGGAAUUUAGAAAAAUUAGUUACUUGAAUAUUCAUAUGAUAUACAAGCUAAUGAAAUGAACUUUAGUUCAGCAUAACUUGACACUAAUGUGUCAAACCUUAUUUUCACAAAUUAGUGUUUUAUAUAUUAAAAAGACUACUACAGAUAAUUUUUCUCUUCUCCAUAAGGUAGAAUAUCUGUGUGACACAGGUACCUCUAUUCAUAGGGUUUUAUUAUGUAAAGUCUAUCAAAAUAUAAAUUAAUAUGAUAGUGUUGUUAGAUAUAAUACAUUUUCUAAUGACUUUUUAAUAAAAGAAAUCACUUUUUGUUUUUAAGGGCUUGUUACACAACAGUACAACAAUGACAAAAAAUGCAGUUUUCUAUGCCUUGUGACCUUUAUAAAGUUGUGGGAGUUGGGUUAGGGUUUUUUCGCUUGUGUGUAAUCCAGUGUAUGAACAAAAAACCUUUACAUUCAUUUUGUGUUUUUCCUUAAAAGAGAUUCUGUGAAAAAAUUUAGUGUCUAUAUUUAAAGUCCAGUGAAUGUUAUGUGUUUUUCUCUGUUAAAUUUCCAUUCCUAAUAAAUAUUUUCUUAGCAAACAUCU